Messenger RNA from Spirometra erinaceieuropaei, 46395 nucleotides. The record is from the annotation of a GenBank genome assembly. NCBI's taxonomy places the organism in Eukaryota, Metazoa, Platyhelminthes, Cestoda, Diphyllobothriidea, Diphyllobothriidae.
AUGAGCGAGAACAAGUUGCCCCGUGGUAAAGAUGUGGUGUUUGUCCGCAUGCUGAACUUCCUCGGUGAACUGACAAGACCUACUGAGGGACGAGUAGUCUCCAUAGUUGGUACGGUGUGGGUCAUUUGGCGCUCCGAAGAGGCCUAACGAUGCAUUGGCUCGUCGCGACGUUCAGCAGCAAGGCGCAACAAGGGCGUAAACAUCAUUUUCGACGCGCCCGUUACUGGGUCGAUUGUGCUUUGCCUGUCACGCACAUCUAUUAUGAGCACCUUUUCGCCUUUGCUCUACUGUCACACAUGACUGGUUUGGUUAUGACCAGCACGGGACCCCCUACUUCGGUAUACCAGAUUGAUGGGCGUUUAUAUGGUAAGUUUUUAAGUUUUUUUUGUUGUGAUGCUUUACGACUGCUUUUCAAGGGUUUCCUAAGACGUAUUGACUGUUUGUUUAUUUUGUGCGAACGGAUCACAUAGAAUUUAAAUUCGUCAGUAUUUCGAGGGUGUAAGUAAUGACUUCAUCUCCGUCCAUAUUCUUUUCGUUGGUGUGCAUAUCGUCUGGGUCAUAAAACUGCUAUAAUAAGUUCGUUUUCGUUGUUUCGUUUUGUUCCGUUUGAUAGGGUGACCGUCACUGUCUGCCACUUCCAUUUAAUCUUUGAGUCACCAUCGUUUCCUGCGGCCUUUACAAUAUGUAAAGGUGGAGCGCAGGGUUCUUCGGUGCCGGUAAUAGGUGGUUAAUCGAGUCCAGUGGAGGAUUAAUUACACUUAUUCUCCAAGUGUCAUUAAUUCGCAGCUUACAUAUCCGGCUCCAAAUUUUUUUAAAUACCGUCGAAAAUAGCAUUGCCGUUCGAAACACAUUAGAUAUUAUACUAUUGAAUGCUAGGUCUGUUAUAAACAAGAUGGCCCAAAUCAGAGCCAUUGCUCUGGAAAUGACGCCUGAUAUUAUAUGCGUAACAGAAUCUUGGACACAUCCUCUAAUUCCUGACUCUGCCCUUCUCAUAGAUGACUUCGAUUUUUACCGCCAAGACCGCACGACUAGGCGUGGGGGUGGUUGUCUUCUUUACCUUUAUCUUUAAAUCCUACCUAAAGCACUCUCCCUAUUACUUGGAUGUUUCCUCAUUCACGGGAAACUUCUGCUUUGCAUCUGUUAUUCUCUCGCCGCAAAGAAAGGCAAUUAUUGGCUGUAUCUACAAUCCCCCAAAUUCUUUAGCCAGUGAUGACUCUCAACUCUGUGAAAUUUUUAAAUUAAUUUUGGAAGCUGCUUUCGAUGUUAAAAUAAUCACUGGGGAUUUUAACCUUCGUGAAAUAGACUGGGUUUCCAAUAGCUGCCCACCCAGAUUCCAGCCCUUUCAAGAUAUUGUCAAUUUUUCUAAUUGGUCCCAACUGGUGCGCUCUCCAACAAGAGAUAAUCACAUUUUAGAUCUAAUCUUUACCAAUGACAUUGCUCCUCUUUCUGUUGCUUUAAAAAAGGACCUCUUUGACAGUGACCACGUAUUAAUUCAUUGUUGCCUACCGCUUGCCUUUUCAAAAAAGACAAGCGCCGUUCAGACUUUCAUGAACUACGACUGCGUAGUUAGCGACUUAAUAAAUAACUAUAUGAGAUCCUUGGAUUGGUGUGGCUUCCUCACUUGUAGCGAUGCAACCAUUCUUCGUGAUGUCAUGUCCAAUGUUUCCAAGGACAUUCUAGAGUUUGUGCCGCGUAGAUAUCUGAAGCCUAAUUCUUCAGAUUCCCUUGUUCCUCAUUUUCUUCAGAACAGACUAAAAAAGUUGAGGCGGCAGCUGCGUGACCUAUCCACUAGUUCCUUAUCAUUUCAUCUUAGAAUCACAGAGAUUUUUGAGAUGGCCUCAAGGAUGCGCCAAGCGCGCGACAGGCAAAGAGAAUCAAUUGCUCUCAGUGAUUCGAACCCUGGCAAAUCCGUCGCCAACAUCUUCCGUCAUCGGUCCUCCUCUAAGCGUGGUCAUGAACUUGCACCCAUGCUAAAUGAUAACAAAGUCUUCCUCACCGAUGACACUGACAAGGCGGAGUUGUUUAGUGCUUUCUUUGCAAAACACCUUGCUACCGAGUCCGAUCCGGUCCCUUUCUUUCUAUCACUUUCAGAUAGGACACUGAGUACAAUUGAUGUCUCCUCAGAUCUCAUUAAGAAACACAUAAGCCCUUUGAAAUACUCACACUGCUCAGGAACGGACGGGAUUACGAAUUCGAUUAUUAAACAAGCGCCCGACCUUCCCAUAUUGCUUAGUCAUUUAUUCUCUGUUUAUAUUUCAAAUGGAUUCUUUCCUGAAACAUGGAAAACGUCAAUUAUCAUUCCCGUUUUCAAGUCAGGAUCUCGGUCCGAUGUUAAUAACUAUCGGGGCCUGCACAAAACGCCGUCUCUAUCAAAACUUCUUGAAAGGAUUAUUUUCAAUGAAAUUCUUGAUUUCUGUCUAGCUAAUCGGCUUCUGAGCUCUAGUCAGCAUGGAUUUUUACCUGAACGAUCCUGCGAAACAUGCCACUUGGCUUUUCUUAAUCAAAUCACCUCUCUUCGUAAUGAGCGGCAGUCAGUGGUAGUUAUUUACUUUGAUCUUAGCAAAGCCUUUGACAAGGUGCCCCAUAGACGUCUUUUAGUAAAAUUGGAAGCUCUCGGCAUCCGGCCGCCUCUACUCGACUUCAUCCGGUCCUAUCUGUCCAACCGAUAUCAGAAAGUCAUGGUCGGUAAAAGCUACUCGACACCCCACUCGAUCACGAGUGGCGUACUUCAAGGCACGGAUCUGGGUCCGCUACUCUUCCUUCUGUACAUCAAUGAUAUUUCGACUGAACUCGCAAAUUCGCAAACUUUUACUUAUGCCGAUGACCUCAAGUGUGUUUACUCAUACUCUAAGGACACCGCAAAUGUUUGUGUUGAAAAAAUUAAUGCCGAUUUACUACGCUUAAGCAGAUGGGGUUCGACAUGGCAGAUGGAGUUUUCAUCAUCCAAGUGUAGUUUCAUGUCUUUUGGUGCUGCUGAACUUCCUGGUCCCAUAAUUUUCCAGAAUAACCCACUCUCAGAAUGCCUCACCAUAAAGGACCUAGGUCUAAGUUAUACAAACAAACUUGGUUUAUCACCUCAUGCAGAUAGAAUCUCUGCCAAAGCCGCGCAGAUAUUUGGAUUCAUAUCGCAUAAUUUUUUCCUUCCGGAAAUGAAGCUAAGACUAUAUCAAAUGUUCGUUCUUCCAGUCCUCGAAUAUUGCUGUCCUUUCUUCGGUUUAAUGAACGCCUGCGAGCGUAAUAAAAUCGAAAAUGUUCAGAGGGUUUUCACCCGGAAACUGUUCUCUCAAGUUUCGUCCGGUAUUUCUUAUACUCAGAGAUGUCAGCUGGCGAACAUUAAGUUUUUUUGGGUUAGAAGACUCGAAGCUGGCCUUUGCUUCCUUUUUCGCAUCCACUCUAGCUCCAGUCUUCCGCACAUUGACACUCUCACUCCGACAGAUCGGUCUUAUGCAACGUGCAACUCCUGCAUGGUGAUUCCGCCGCCUCUUUGUACUACAUCUAAGCGCUCCCUCUUCUUUGCUUCCAAAUAUGCCUUCCUUUGGAAUAAUCUUCCGCCUGAAAUUAGAUUAUCGCCUAAGUUACUGCUAUUCAAGUCGAAAUUACGCAACCAUCUUACACCGGAAAGCAUAAAGGCACUGUUAACGGUCUCAUUCUCGAACACUCAGAUUCUUGACUUCGAGAAGGGUCCUCCUGGGAUUUAGUGGUAGAUUAAGUGGUAACUCCUAAUUAUGUCAUUAGAAACCCCUGUUUUGAAUUGGUUUCUAAAUCCAUUGCUAUCCUCCCCCCCCCCAUAACGAAAAUUUUCGCGGUGUUUGAUGUCAUCUCCCGCAUUCCGACCUCAUGCGGUCUGUCGACGCUCACGGCGGAACCCUCAGUAUUCAGCGUCUACUAGUACUUCGGUCGUACCUCCCUUCCUCACUGCUCGGCUUAGCUCGAAGCGUGCUGUGGCCGAACGCAUCUCGGUUCCUCUCGUCUGGCCUCUUUGACGCGGCGUACCAAUCCGGCCCAGACGAUCUCAAUUGUGAAUCCCGUAUACAAUGCCAUUUGCAAGCCAGUCCUGUCUGACCCACAUUCGUACCCAUCAAGGCUGACAUUUAUUGCUACCCUGAUGAUGACCGACAACAUUCCCUUAUAUACCGCCACCUACAGGCCAGUCCUGCUCGCUUUUUUCUGUUAUUAUUUUUAUGGAGGGGUUUUUUUUCUCCUGUGAAAUUAAUCCAAUCAUUUUUAACUUUUUGUAAGGAGUUUUUUUUCACACCUCAAUCAUCAUGUUUCUCAAUGGACUUCUAAUUCAGAAACUAGGAAUUGCAUUUUGUAAAGAUUCGGCCUACCUCGUCUAAAACUCGCAUGCAAAUUUAUUUUAACUUGCUUUGAUGGGACCCCGACGGGUCUUUAAUAAAAAUUAUCUAUCUAUCUAUAUUUCUGAUAGCCUUUGCCAUGAAAAAUAGGGAACGGCAUGCAGGAGCGGAAAAAUUCGAAAUUUUCUGAACAAAUAGUAUUUUUUACAAUCGGUAGAUUGAUUACGCGCAGGUGAUUAUUAGAGUCCGUCACUGACCGAGAUAUCCUUGGUUCGAAUCUCACAUACGACAAUAAGACUUUGUCCUACGCAGUAGGAUCGCGGACGUUUACAGUUCCAAUACAACCAAGAACUGUAAGAAAUCGCAUUAAUUUGUAAACGUGCAGCUUAACCUUGUAAGCAGCUAGAUAACACAGCGGUCAGGGCAAUUAUUUUCCAAACGAAGUUAAGUUUAAAAUCCUAAUUUGAAUAAACGAACGAAUAGGCUUUCAAAGAUUGCUUGUCAGUAGGUGAUCGUUCGCUACUGACUUCCACUUCUUCAUCGAGAUAAGACGAAUUAUGCUAUGUAUUAGUACACCACUGUUGGAUGUUAUUAUUGGUCUUUGCGUCCUUUGCUGUCGCUACCAACAUCUUAAGACAGACCAGUUAUGACUUGUUUGUCGAAGAACACACUUUCGAAGUUAGAUGGUGAAAGAGUACGUGGAAUCCCGCACUUAAUUUAGAGUUACACCACUUGCUAUUCACUUAUUCUAGUUCCGCCUUAUAAUACAAGUUGAAUAAAACUUAAAAGGUGGGGCCAUCGCACCAGCAGCCCCUUAUGCGGAAAGAGGACAAAUUCAACUCAUAGAACCCACAAAAAAUUUCAUGAUCAGAAUGGCAUUACCGACAUUCUGCCAUUCUGCCUAUGUAUCAUGCGACGCUGUGCGGCUGCUGGUUGGGCUCGAGAGAGAGCCCUUAAGGCACAACGGAACGAGUGAGUUCCGUAUGAACGAUCGAUGAGCGCCCCCUACCAUCAAAUUUCAUGAUGCCUGCGGCAGAGCCGCGCAAUAACUCCAUUUACUCGCAAGGGCUUCCAGAAUAAUGACACAGAAAUUUAAAUAUCCCCUAGCCACAGAAUAGUCUUCUGCGUAUCUCCUUCGUAUGUAGAGGUCCUAAGUCAAGUGCGGAUCAGAGAAACCAGGAUUGUCCCUACACAGAGGGCCACGACGGAUCUAGUCGGGAGCCGUGUUAUAGCUCAUAGAGUCGGAUUUAGCUACUGAUUGCAAUUUCAUACAACGGCCCUAAAUGGCUAGAGACCGUGCCACCAAACAGUUUGUUGCGUCUGCGCCCAACUUUAUCAACUGGUAUCUGUUCAAUAUUUCGACUGGAGAGCAACAAAAAGUACGGCCGCAAUUUCUUUAAUCUCAUCGAAAAGUGCAAAAUAGUCCAUAGUUCCUCUACUACAGUAACCAUCUCUUUGAACGCUAUUGGCACUGUUGUAUUUGCCGUUACUUUAUUGGCGCUGUUGAUCGUCCUCAUAUGAAAGUCAGAAAAAAGGUCUUCAGUUCAAUUCUGUUUAUAGAGACGUAAAUAUGCCUGAGUCAUUGAACAAUCAAUUUGCGGCGUACAGUCGGGUAAAUUGCACAGUGCAAACAUGCGUGUUUGAAAUAUUACAAAUGCGACCAGAAAAGUAUGAAAAUUUGUAUACGGGUCUCCAGGGAUGAGUUUAAUUUCCCAUGGUUUUGACUUAGUUUGAAGUAUAAAUUUGUCAUGAUUCCUCUUAAAGAUCUCAUUUUUGACGAAAUUCAAAAGAUAAAAGGAAGAUUCGACCGUACCAAAAGAGAAGGAGAAUUUCUGCACAUACACGCAUACACACUAAACGCGCAAUUUUAACGGGUAAAUUAGUAGAUUGGAUUUUAACAAAUUCAGACGAACCGCUAAAUGCCAGAUUGUAAUUCAGACACUCCACAAGGCGGAAAGCAUGUAAAAAACCAGAUUACGUACACCUAUAACUCAGAGGAAAGAAGCUUGGAUUCAACAGACCAGUUGCUGGGGACGAGAAUUUUUUACCCUUGCACAUUUUGAUGAAUUUAUUCGAGCUCUUUCGAUAUUAUAUUGAUCCUACACUGUCAACGACCGUAAUGAUUUGACAUACACCAAACCAAUGUUCCGAAAAUCCCGGGAAUGGGUAAUGUCCAAAUCCCUCUAGCUGUCCCCUCGACGACAUGUAACACGGACAUUGCGCACUUCGUCACUCUCCAGCAAUGGGCAAAUGGUUUUAAUAGUUCGCCAUCUAUACACCGGGUUCCAUCUGUGUUAAUAUGCCUUGUAAAGAUGCACAAGCAAGAAAGUGGUUCCGCCUGUCAGCGGAUCUGGACAGACAACCAAGGCGAAGUAUGGUGUAUUAACCAACGGUUAACUGCAAAACGCAACGGUUAAGCCAAUCUUCCAACCGAUUUAGGUUGGCAUACCGCCAAUAUUAUUGGGGAAAUGCUCCGGAAUACACUCUAAAUUUUCACGGUGUCGACACACAUUGCUGUCCCACAGUCCAAAUAUCUUGGGCGAUCUGAAGUAUAAAUCAGGGGAGAAGAAUGUCCGAUACUGGACUCUCGGGUAUCCCACUCUCGAUCGUAGCAAUAAUUGAUCCUUACUGACCCAUGUAAACAACCUGACGCUGCGUCACAAGCAGGUUUUCGACCCCUUAGGGGAAGUUAUCUGUCUAUUGCAAAUACUAACCAAAACAACAUAAUAAUGUAUGCAGGAAGACGUAGCUCUAAGCAAGGAUUAUUGCGCUUAACCUUUGAAUAAAAACGAGAAAAUGAAUGAAAAUGACAGUGAACGUGAAUUGUUGUGGACAUACAAAAGUGAAGUCUUCUCCAGUACCAGGGUGUUAUAAAAAAUUUGGACCUUUUUAGGUAGUUCAUAAAAGUUUUGGGCUGGUCCAUGUUAAUGGUGUCUGUCGUCCGGUUGAAUCCACAGCCAACGAGGUGUAGCUGGGAUGUAAUUUCAGAUGAUUACGCGCUUGACUGAAAUUGAUGUAGACACAUGGGAGGGAUUAAUGAACUGCCAACAUCAAGCGGCGGCGAAUUCAUAGCGCGCGUUGCCGCAAGUCGAAACCGGUUGCUGUGUACACUUUAAAUGGCUCAAAUAAGAGUCCAGAAAAGUUCAGUCUUACAAAAAGUACGAAGAGAAAAAUCGAAGAUGUACAUAAAGCUACAUCUCGAUCCUUCUGAUUUCAAGUUUGUUUCACGGUACCUGGUGUCGCCAAGCCGUUUCAGUACCGGCGAAUUCGGAGACUCGCCAAAAGCGACGUGCACAGUGUUCCUUUCCUUCCUCUAGUAAAGGUCCAGAGAAACUGCAAUAAAUUUCCGCAAGCGCUGUUGAUAGCUCGGAAAUAGUUUGGGAACCUCUAGAAAUUUUACUAAUUCAUUAUAAUCCACUCACGAACUUUGCUGAGAAUGCUGGCCAAGCCUAUGUGUCCGUAAUUUGUCGUCGGUACCCGGCUGCCACUUGUAGAUAAGGGAGUAAUAUCCGCCAGUUUCCAAUAUUAGGAUAGUGUGCCAAUAUCAAAUGAAGUAUGGAAAAGCACUGACACGAGUAAGGAAGAUUAACUGGCAAGUCCUCCCGGAAGCUUGGAGAUUUUGAAAUAACUUUAUUUUAAUCCAUCACAUUUUCUUGUGUCAAGAUUUUCUGAGAAAGGGAUAACUUUUCUGCCUGGAAUUGGCAGAUUUCCACGGAUGACGGAAGGAAACCGUUGCGUCCACAUAGAUUAGUUAGAAAAACUCCGAAGAAUAUUUAGCCCAAGUUCCGUUUUUAGUAGUUUCAAUGUCCUCUGUUGUUCUUUUAGCGGGAUUUGAUUUGAUCACGCCUCCCAGUCUGGUUUUCUAUACCUUGCAAUGAUUGGAGUAUUUUAUUUUCCCGGUGACUCAGCAUUUUUUCCACAGCUAAAAGUCUUGUUAAUUUCUUUCUACAGGUUACUUGGCCACCCGGAGGCCUUAUUCUGCUACAUAAGCGACCAUGUUGAAUUGUUAACCCAAAUUUAUGUCGCACACUUUCCCCUGCUCUCCGAAAGAUUACGCUUUUUCUUUUAUUCUAACCUAUUCGCGUUAACAAGUCCUCGUCGUCUCGACUACUUUAAAUAUAUGCUUCUAAUUCAUGCUUUUGACAUCUAAUUUGCUCACAUCAACACGUCUUAAAUGAAAACAAAACAGGCUGCCGCAAGGAGAGUGUAAACCUAGGCAAGCAAGUAAACAAACAAUAUCACAGAUUUCAUGUGAGGCGCAACGUCAGGUUAUACGUAAUUAACUGUAUGCAUUUAAUUUAAAAAAGAUGGGGUCCAGAAACCGACAUCUCGGAGAACCACAUUAACGGAGAACUUGACUUUUUGAUGCAAAAGUUACAACACCCUCGUAAGCUCAGAAAAAUGCGCUUGCGUCAUCUUUUUCACUUUACUUCCUAACUGUACCUCAAUUGAGAAUUGGUAAAUUUCCCUUGCUUGCCGCAUACCCAUUGAAUUUUGACCCUCAGGAAUCCACUUGAGAUUGACCUAUGUCAUACAUAGAACUCUUAAAAAUGCAAGUCCUCAAAACAAUUCGAAAACUGCAUCAAUGCGAAUGAGCAGUCAGUGCCCGUUGCAUUUUUUUAGCUUAUUUAUGCUGUGUAUUUCGCUUGCUACUUCCCGCCUUUCGCACCACGAAAACACCCUGUCAAUCUUUACUUACCACUGCGGUGAUCAGUUGUACUUCCUAAAUAUGAAAAUGUGUUAACGAUGUGACAAGAGUUCCUACCGACUUCUGUGUCUUCCCUUCACCUACGUCACUUCCACGACAAUUCUCACAAUUUCUUUUACUGCAUCGCGAUGGUAUUAUGUAUAAACUUGAUAACAUUCAAAGUUACUUUGCGAUAGUGCGUUCGAGGAGUUCGUAAUUUUUGCAAUACGUUUUGAUUCAUUCUAUGAACAAUAAAAGUUUAAACACAGAUGUGUAAUCUAACAUGGGUUUAUUAAUUAGAUUCUUAUGCUACUCAUGUGAUAGCGCUGUAAAUUUCGAAGCAGAUACGUAAGCCCUCUUUGCUCGUACUUUGUAGUAAACUGUUUAAUUUAAUGCAUGUUUUGCUCUAGAACCGUGAUCUGUAGAACUUUUGAUUGAUUUCUUCAAAGUGGUCACUUAUGGCCUGUUUUUUAAAGUCGAUAACUACGCAUCUUUUACAAUUUAUAGUGCCGAGAGAAACUUUCGUUACGCUAACAACAAAUGACACCUAUUCGAUUGGUGCCCUGGUACUGGGUCACUCACUGCGCCUCGUCAACACAAGGAAGGAGUUAACAGUUUUAAUAACUGAGGGAGUGCCGCAUUCCUUUCGGUAAAUUAAAAGGAUGUUAUCAUAUGUGACCAUUCAGACAUCUUCUCCGGAAAGUUUACGACAACGUUAUUGUUGUAAAACAGCUGCAAAGUACCGACAAUAAAAGCGCCUAUUUCCUUAACCGCCCUAAUCUUGGAACAACGUAUACCAAGCUUCACUGUUGGAAGCUCACCGAAUUUUCAAAGGCUGUAUUUUUGGAUGCGGACAUAAUUGUGAGUUUUGUUUUUCUCUUUCUUUCAAAAUUAAUAUUUCGGUUAUCAAUGCAGCACAUUUCAAAGUUAACUGGGGUCAUAUUUAAAACUCCAGACUGUUUUCACCCUCUUUUGUUAAGAAAGGAGUAGUCGAGUAGUAUAGUGAACACUGUGUUAUUAGAAACUGACUUUAUGAAUUUACAUGCCCAACACGGUUAUUUAUCUAAUGUUGUCUGACUCAAGUCGCCGCAUAAAACGGGUUAUUUUAUUUAAAUGCCUGUGCUAUACUUUGUGUUCCAGGUCCUUUAACAAAAGAGCUAGGAAACUGUGUACCAAAGCCGGCAUAGUUGACAAUUUUGCAAUUAUUCUAACAGAAAACUUAGGUGCACUUAUGACUUACGCGUGAGGUUUAAGUGUAAGUUUGCUAUUCACAGGAACGACAAUGCACACGUCAACAAGCCUGAGUUGCUUGUUACGAGUAGAAAGUUAAGGUAAUUGCAAAAUAUAUUUAUUGAAGUGUAACCCAUGGCUGCAUUUUUAUCCCCUUAUUUCGUUCAUAAAUAUCUUUUAAAUUGGAGACUAGAUUAUAACAUGACUGAAAAAGCUUUUGUUAGUAAUUAAAUUAUCCUACCUCAUAUACAUGACGGACGAACGAUCACAUUUACGCAAAGCUCAGGAAAUUUAUCUGAGCACAUUUUAACGUAUCGCGAAGCGUGCCGUAAUGCACGUUGUUUGGAAUUAACUAUACUGGGGGUUCACUUAAGCAUGUAGAAAGAAAUGUCGAGAAAUCAGGCACAGACUUCUAGUAAUGGAAAGUUUGUGGUGCCAAUGGCUUGCGCGGAGAUAUUGCACAGAUAAGUAACCCAUAGGGUUACGUAGAAAGUCAACUGAAGAACUGUAAUAUAACAUUCAUUUACUAGGCGAAUUGCAUUUUAACUUAACACGGCGUCGCGUACUCAAGCACGCUCAAAUAAAGAGGACUUAUAAUCAAGAUAUUUUCCUAAAAUUAGGGUGCAUUCAGGAUUACACUACCAGAAAUUUUCAUAAUUAGUUGCCAACUAACUGUCGUUCAGCUAAUGCUAAAUGCGCAAACUCUGAUACACCAGAGUUUGUUUGACUAGAUAUGCUAAAUGGUGUAUUGUCCUUUUUUGUGGCCGUUCCUCUUUUCCUUCCCACAGACUUUGUGUUUAUGUUAGCAAGUAACAUCAGACUGACAUAAACUAAUAAGAGUAACUUAAAUGUAAAAUAGGGGCAACUGCGAUGCAUUGGGCGGCUGCGUUAGACUUCUUCGGGCCACUUUUGGCUUCCUUAAUUUGCUAAUGCAACACACUCAUUUUCUAAAGCACCAUUCAAAACAGGUUUUGAACUUAUGAGAAUAUUAGAGCCCAUUGAAUGGAAAUGAAAGGUCCUGCAACAGCCAGAAGAGUUCGCAAGACAGAUGUACAUUUGUUUUUUUCGUCGUGACAAACAUUAGUUUUUGUCUGAGGGGCCAGAUAUUUUUUACGACUUAGCGAACACGCCAACACAUGCAGAAGGCGUACGAGGAAGGCCAGUGAAAUUUCAGCAUAAAUAAUAGGAAAACCAGAAAAAGUAAUGUAAGCACUCUAAAUUUCAACUGGUUUGACAGAUGUCUUAACGCUGGUCUUGCAAUUUACGCAAGUAAAAAUUAAAUACGUAACAAAAUUGAGUAUAUGCGGCUAUAUGCAUCUUUCUUUAAAAUUUAGUGUAACUUUAUCAACUCACAAUUAACUAAUAGACUCAUCAAUUUCCUGCUGAUUUUCGUGCCACAGCAAACUCUUAAAUUCUUACAGAAAGAGCUUGAGGAGUAACUGUUUUGCCUAUUUAAAUCUAAUUUGCAUUUGCGAACCCAGCCAUGAAACUGGCGACGAACGUUUACAAAAACCUAAUGGGUUCCUGUGAAGAAAUUUUAUCGUCUAAGUAAACACGGUUUUGUUAUUUUGAAACAUUUGGAACCAAAGGGCUAUCUUGCAUUUUCAGUGAUUUCAUUUACACAGACAGGUUUAAGACGACAUUGACGUCAAAGAAUAAUUGAGCUCUCUUUGCCUUCCAUAGGAUUGACUGCGCAUCCGAAGAAGGGGAGAUAUUAUUUACGGCGGAGAGAUGAUGGUCUUCUUAUAAGAAUGACGCCUUUUAGCGCGAAGAUUUGGGUCCGCAUAAGAGGCCGUCUGGGAAGCCAAGGAAAUAAAUAACCAAUUACAGUCAGUUGAGGGGCGGAGCAAGACAUUUUCAAAUUUACUCAUAGAACUUCCUUUUCUCGUCUUCGACAACAGACACGGCUUUGACAGGAAAUCCUGUUUGUUAGCUGGUUUUGCUCUAAGAGAAAGAGGCCAGUUGUCGAUAAUGUGAUUAGACAAGACAAGGAACUAUUGUUGGAGUCAAAUGAGCUGGCGUAAGGUCUACCCCGCAAAGCAUUGUCAUGCGUGCCGGAGCGCUAGCUUCGGGUAAUAUGUUCUUAAUUUCCUAACGCUUUUUAAGCAGAAACGCAACAGACUAGUCUAAUUGUCAUGAUACUGUUGACAGGGGAGUAAUGCGUAUUGAGCGAACAGUCGAAUGGAAGAGAUGUUUGGAUAUGCGUUGAGUUGGUCGAAUUGUGUUUUGAUGGUCAAGGUUCAGACGCUUCUUUCAACAUACAAUAGCAGGAGGAAUUGGAGCUUUGUUGUGUGUUAAACAGGAAAAAAGUCCCCAAAGUAUUUCGAAAACGAUUGAUAACAAGACACUUUGUGCCGCCGCAUCCGCAACGUAGACACGUGGUUUUCUGCUUUUUCAUUGUCCCAUAGAGCAACGAGAGAAGUUUGGGCUAUCUGUUUUUUGGUUUCCGAUAUGAUCCCAUGUCUUUGACUGCGCGUUAGUUGUAACUAUAAUGCAUGUUAUUUGUAUUUAAAAUAAUAUAUGAAUCACACCUUUGGGAGCGGCCGCACUUGACAACAAUUAAUAAGUAACUUUUCAGUUAUCCGAGCAGAUAUAAGACAGAAAUAUUUCAUCUUACCAGAGCUAAUGGCCAAGUAAAUUGACCUCGUUUCAGAACGAGGUGUCAUCUGUGUGAUGUCUUCUCACUUAUGAUAUUGAAAGUCUGCCACCAUGCCUUUUUUCUAACGUCAAGAACUACUUAAGUUGGAAGAGAUUGCACUUAUUUUAUAUCACAGCUCAGGAUAUAUUUAUCCUACUGAAACGCUCGAUACUAGUUAUGCAGGAAAUUUAAAACGGAGGCCGUUUUUGCAGUUCUGCUCCUUUUUAGUAAGAGGCUUAAUUUAGUUGGCCUUGAUUUACAAACCAGAGCACCAGACAAACUAGGGGACCGUUAGACACAAUGCCUUACCGUACGACUGCCGUCGAAUUGCUUCGUCAAGCCUAAAAAACGAAGAGGGUAAUUUAGGCAUACUUACCAUGGUUGGAAUGUUGGCGAGUUCAAAACAACCUUGCCUUUUUUAACUGUACUUUUCCACUUUCUACACCUAAUAGACCGAGUUUCGUUUGUACAGCAAGCGAACGAUUCGGCGAUGACACAAAAUACCAGCGCUCAGCCACAGUGUACAUUUCGGUCGCAUACCAGCAACCUUGAUCGGGACACUGGCGCCUGAAAAAAACCUCAAGUCUGCUUAACGUAGGGGGUUUCGUCGUCCAACGAUAACUACACCGCCCAGGAUGAAAGAAGGCGAGUGAGUGCAACAGCAGUAGCCAAGUCUCCUACACGCAGGCAUCUGCCUGCAUGGUGGCGGGACAGGAUGGACGUAAAUCCUCAGAUGGAGCCCCUUUGAAUGCCGUAAACAGUUGGCCGACGCUCACCGGUUGGUCGUGUAUUUUGUGCAUCAACAGUACAGCCGAUAGACCGCAGUCUAGUCUGAAGGAGACAAAUUAUUGCACCAGUGCGCCAGCCAAAAUGCACUGCAGACUCCACCUAGGUUGUGGCGCGCGAGUCUGCGGCUUCUAAGCCAGUUUCCGCGUCCGUCUACUGUUAUUUUACGUCAUCUUCGUCCGCACAAACUUAACAACGCCGAUAGGCAAGUAAACGACUAACUGUCGAGGAGCGCAAGCUGUCACUCUGAGAGUAUGUUUUGUUGUCACCUUCCCCGCCGCUGUCACAUACACAUCUAGAGUUUAUGAAGUCGUAGAAUCGCAGUAGAGUAAAAAGUAAACAUUUUCUCGGCGCGGAAAGGUUUACGUAUCGGUGUUUCUCAGCGCCCACUUGCGGGACCAGACAGAAUUGUUUUUCAAGGAGACACGCCUGCUGUGGAGGCGACAGGCGUGUUUCUACCUGUCCCCACAUACAGCCAUCGACCUCAAAGAGAUCCCCUGUUAAUUGUGGCAACAGUGAAGGCCUCGCAGGGUUUGAUGUAUAGUGAAAUAAGCAUAAGAAGCAUCGAUUUCAUUGUUUCUUUCUUUCUCUCCCAGCAACCCUCAUCUCCAGCUGUAAGACUCGAACAGACUGACUGCAAAUGAACGGGAACUAAGAGGCUGACCAGUCAGCCAUCCACUUUUACGCCUACCACACGCCAAAAAGACUCUAGGUGAUUUACCAUAAUGACACCAAAGGUACCAGAUAAAAGCAUGCGAGAGAUACUGGGACCGUUGCCCACCUAUUCGAUUACUGGCUAAUACCUGCGCUUUCAGUAUGCUAAACCAUGUGGUACUUGUUUACUACUAACUGCCUGUUGAUAGCUCAUUAAUAUUCCUUGGGAGAUGAUGAAUUUCAGUUCGAAUUUUCAUGUAUAAACUUUCGAAUUGAGCCUAAAAAUAUUUAUUUAAAGGGAAUUAAUCCUAGUUCGCGCAUUAGUUUCCUCGAAAAUCAAGCACGGCAAAACCAUACAGUUUCGGAUCUCAAAUUAUCAGACGUCGCCAAAAGACCGCAUUAAGGAACAAUAUUUGCAUCCUAGUUCUUCAGCAGGCGGACCGAAUUCUCCAGUCACGUGGCCGCCUUUAAAGCCAAAGACGAGAAUAUGAUGCAGUAAUUUUAAAAACAUUAUGCUUAUAAUGGAAAGGAGGAAUCGCCUAGCUGGGUCAGUCCUAAACUGUCCUUUUGCCAUUGUGUUUUGAUGUUAAAUCCAAGUCAGAUCGACUCGAGGCUUUAUCAAGCUCAGUGAAGAUUUUGUCCAUCGCGCUUCCAGCACAGCGUUGGUUUUCACUCAAAUCGUGCGUUUCGCUGUCGAUACAACCAGAAUCAGUCAAACAAAAAAUAUCAGCAGCUAUAACGUAUAUGUGAAGCCAUGCUCUAGACUGACUUUUUAAUAAUCAUAAGUAGAAUCGAGCAUUUUUCCAGUCACGAAGGCUUUAUUUGCCAGAUAUUGGAUUUAUUAGGUAACUGUAACGCAAAAUGGUGACUGGGCCAAAAUAAAACUGCUGCUGUACCCACCACCUCCAACGUGGCUAAGUAGUUUUGCAUGUGAAUAUGUGAUGAGGAAGAAAGGGUUUCGGAAAUAAGAUGUACUCACAGGCGCAGGUUUAUUGGAAUUCUGAUGUUUCGGAGAGCUUGAUCGGCCAACCGCUGCCAGAGCGUAAAUGCGCUGAAUCGAACAGAAAUAGAAGUGACAUUCCGCUCUGACCAGCCUUAUGCUGAUCGAUUUUUUCUUUUCUCGACACCCCAGCCCUUCAGGAGAUACUUUGCAUGCUUCGUAAGUCACCACCUCGUCCGGGGAGGGUACUGAGUCCCUGUGAGGGUCGGUCAGUCUGGCAUUCCUUCUUCCUCGACAGAUGAACUCGUCGUCGGGCUAUCUCUGUGCGGACUUUUUAAGUUCUGUGUGGUCGUCUGGUCCUGAACUUUAUGAUCAUAAUGACGCAGGUCUUAAUAAGCUGCUGGAGGAUCAAAUUGCCUAUUGAUGGAGUUGGCAUCUUAGUACCACGUCACAAACGUUAGCAGUUAUGCCUUUUAUUUGUCCGCCUCUCCCCCUAAGACGGUAGCUCCCUGAAGUUUGAAAAUGUGGCCACUUCCUCCAAGGUGCAUUGCAAUUUGAUAACUUGGGUGUAGCCUCCGAGUUGCUGACUUGUGCUCUUGUGAGUGGUUCUUCAAUCUCUGCCCAGUUUGCCCAACGUAGUUGCAGUCCCCAUCAUUGCAAUUUGUGGACAACCGCAGCGUGUCCUUAGGUUGACGAGAGUAAGAUGUGGCUUGGUAGCCCCACCUGAUGGACACAAUACUAUUGCGGUUGGGGUAAGGGGUUAUGGCUAAAGGUUAGGGUUGAUAGUAAGGAUUAGGAGGUUGUGGGUUAGGCGUUAGCGCAACUAUUUCUCAACCAUUCAAAGUACAACCGCGCAUUCUCAAUAGCUUUCCUUCCGCAUACAGCUGCUUAACCUCGUCGUUUGUGCGUUCCCCGGCCCCACCUGUGAAAACCCUUAUUACACCCAGUGCCGUAUUAGAGGUGACUCGGGUUUGCUUACUUCAGGUGAGGCUAAUAAUCCACAUCCGACCAACCCAUAAGACUUUACAGUUCAGAUGCAUUACCGAUAAAGGCAAGGGAGACUGAAACGAGUUCUGGCUCAUUUCCCUUGUUGAGACACCAUUCCGGUCGGGACGGCUGGGUGACUGUCCAUUUGUACUUUGUAGUCACGGUAGUCGGGCAACUGUCAUUAUCAUGUGAUACAAUAAACUAUUACCAUCAUCAGUUUCAUUUGCCGCAUUCACCAAAUACGUCACUCAUAGCCUCGUCUCUGUGUUUAUAAGCAGGUGCGAUGUAAGUUUGAAACAAGGCCAACGAGUCGAACCAAAGCAAUCGAGAGUUAGUAGAGCAGGAAGCUAGAGCAACACAGGAGGUUUGAACUUGGACCAUCUGCUGGGUACCGGUGCGUGCAUGGGACCAGGACGUUUUGACUAAUAUGCGGUCUUAAUUUGAAACGCGCCAGUCCUUGCAUUGGUCUUCAGACUGACGGAUCCAGCUUUUCCAAUUUCGCAAGCACUGCCAGGAACCACCACAUCAUCAUGAACCGCCCUCUAUUUUAUCCAAUAUCUCCCACUCACUGCAUAUUUAAGAGGGACCACACACUAUAAUUUCAACUAAAGGGCUGCUUUAGUAAAAAAAAUUGAAAACAAGAAAGAAUAAUGACUACUGCAGUCAAAGCUGAAAUCCACUGAAAUUUUACUCGUUCUCAACCUAGUCGUGCAUUCCUAAAGGUUAUUUUUUGCUUUGUUUCCUGCAUGGCAGAAAAGGUUUCCAAGUUAGGUAGGACGGUUAUUCAAAAAGGUGCCUCCCCUUAGAUGCGAAGAAGCUAGUCAAUGAAGGGCACUUUUUGCCACAAAAGUCUUGUGUCAACUUACACUACAGAGAUGAGCAGCCUAAACACACGAUUCUGACCAGUCGGCAGGCUUCUCGUUUCCGAACCCCUGGUGAUGAACGGAUAGGUUUUUACUUCUGAGGUUGAACCCGUCUUGCUCACUCUGUUUGCGCAUUAAAUAAGCACAUGCACUACAUAAUCUAAGGACAUCUUCAUGGCGAUCCAAUUGACUUGAACAAAAUCAGACAAACAAGUCAGCAGGUUACAGCAGAACCAUUAUGAUGAAGUUGACAUCAGGUGACGCAUGUUGUCCGGACCUUCAAACGUCUUUCGUUUAACAUUUUUUCGAGCAACCGAUCAGGCAUGAUCCAGUCAGCCUUUUGUAAAAGAGCCUCGGAUAAACGCACACACGCACACACUGUGUGCUUAGAUUGAAUGUACUCAAACUUGUUGAAUCUCCAGUCGAAUUUUUUCACCUCCAUGAUGUCUUGUGGGGAGGUUUGUUUUAAAAUGCCCUUAGAUUCUGAUAAAAGCAUAAUUCAGUUUGUCCGAUUUUUGGCAACAUACUGUUCAAAACAGCUCUUGUGAUCAUUGGACGCACCAGCAUGGAAGAUCUAAGGAGGUGAGUGGUAGGGAGUAUGGUUAGCGGUGCGAUCAGGGACAAAUCAGAAACCAGAUAUCCUCCACAUUUACCAGAUUUGUGGCCGAAUUUGUUUUUUUUCCGUGAUUGCGCGUGAGGGAGUUUGUUUUAAGACGCUCCAAGAGUUCUAUAAAACUUGAGAAGAAGAAGCAUGUGCAGUGAGUUCGCGUUCCAAAAACCUUGGAACUAAAAGGGUAUAUUGUCUGAAAAACAUAAGCAAGUGACCUGAAGAAGUUUGAUCGUAGAGUAUUACAUAUGUGUUCUUUGGUUCUUCCAAACUUCUUGUGCAUAUUGCAGCGAACUUAUUUCGAUUAUUUAGACAGCACUAAGAUAAGACGAAUUGGUCAUUAGGGUCUAUCACAUGAGCAUUCCAAAUGGGUUUAUAGUAGAUAUUUUCUUUUUGAAAAGAAUUACUUUUGAAGAAAGGACUCCAAUUGUCUCUUUAAAAUACAUUGAAUGCUACUAAAAUUGAGCUCACUGCCGGGACCUAAAUACACUCUCAAGCAAUGUCGUCUAAAAGAUAUCCACAUCGAAUCUCCUAAUUUUGGCGUAAAAAGAUAAUGUGGAACGUCUUAAACUGGCUUACACAUGACUUGUGGGGAUGCCUCAUCAUUCAACUUUCCUUUGCUUAGAUGUUUACGAAAGGGUAGAGCUAAUGCUGCAAGCUCCAGUUAAUGUUGACUAUUAGACAAAUCAAGAGACACCAGUCUUCUGUGCAACGUCCAAUCAAAAGUGCUCAAGUUCCACUUACAGUCACAAAUGCAUACACCAUGCCGGAAAGGUCAUUAGUACGAGUGCGUGGGAUGUUCGAACUCUUGGUGUAACUGGUAAUGAGUAAGUUCGAAGGGGUACUUUGGUGGCCGGUUGAAGGCCCCUUCGAGAGAGAGAAGGAGACGCGAUGGCUGGAGAGAGGGGUUUAGUUCACUGAACGUUUCGGGCUUGCACUCGAAAUCAUCGUUACAGACUGUCGGAUGCCAUCUCCGAUGAUGAGUUCGAGUGCGAAUCCGAAACGUCCGGUGAAAUGUUUUGCUCUAGUAAACGCGACCCAUUCUCUCCGUUUGCUUCAACGAACUCAAAUUUCCGUUCGUACUGAUAAAAAAGCACUUUUAUAUUCAGACCAUGGUCCCCGAAUGUGUUUGGAGAAACAUGCUCUAGAAUAGCCCAUUAAGCGUUUCUUUAAGUGUCAGCUGUAUUCUACGCAACUUCUGAACAUGUUGACCGUUUGCAAGAAACAAUGAGGAUUUUGUGUCAAAUACCGAAAUACAAUUGCAGCAAGUAGUUUCUCUACUUGAGAACAUCCAAGUUUACGCUUUUGGGGUCUCUGCAUAAUCCGGAGUCUUUGGAAAGAGCGAUUCGGCUCAUACACGAUGGCACACUUUAAGAAAACUCUUAUUCAAUGCUUUAACGAAAAUGCCGUUCGCUGUCAGGUGCCUUAAAGUUGGCAGCCAUCUUUUGAAAUAACAAAUGAAAUCUACCCAGCUUCUUGGACAACUAUAUUUUCCAAAAUAACCUGACUGCCCGGUUCUUUUAGGCAUAGACUACUCUGGGUAAACAUUGAGAUAAGCUCUUUAAAAGUGCAGUCAGUGUUUGAGACCUACGCGGUGUUAUAAAUCUUCUUAGUAUAUGACUGUUAAUUUUCUUCAGUUCAGCUUGAAACGAGUCUUCGUCAGCCACAACUAAAUGCUCUGUCAGGUCUGCCGAUUACGCGUUAUCGGUUAUGCAUUCCAUGUGAGAACUGACAUCGCUCAAACUGUUAGCGCAAGACCGCUGAAGUGAGUUCAAAAAUGGAUUUUUAUGGAGCAGACCCAGAUUGACCUGUGGUAGCCUCCACUAAUUCCAUCGACCUUUGGCACGAACAGGGGUAAGAUAAAAAAAUUACUUGACCGGCUAAGCCAGGCUUCGCCAGUUUACCAUCUAAAUUGAUCUUUAGAGUGGCGAACUCCAAACGCAUUUUCGAUGUGUUAGAAUGACAGCUAUCGAUUUUUUUGUCAGCGAAACGUCUUUCGAGUUGCGUAUUGGAUCACAUCCACUUUCUGCACUGAGCAUCUAUCGUGCGUGCACUUUUGCUUAGAGUUCUGAUCCUCGUAUUCCACUAAGAAGAGAAAGUUGGCUCGUCUAAAGCUGCUGCAUAGAUUCUUCUAUGGUCUUACUAGAAGUUCAAAUGACACUCAGCGAAACUCUGUAGUUCAUUUUAAAAGUUGAAUUUGUUAAUAACAAUGCCCUGACGAAGUGGCCUUCCAUUUGGGCAUUAGGAGUGAGCGAUUGACUUGAAAAGGCGUUUUUAAAGAUGUUGACUUAAAAGCUGGGAAAUAAAAACUUUCGAUUUUAAUUUUCCAUGGACUGACUCUAAAGUCAGGUAACAAGAAGGAGAAAGCUAUUCACAAAGCCGCUAAUUUCCGGCCGAACAAAGUGUCAGAGAAUUCGGGUGUAGGUCAGCUUAAUGCGUUAAGGACACAGUUUUAUCGCCAUUCCCUCUUGCGCCAAGGACAAUGAAUUCCCCAUUUGGUACAGCGUCAAUCGGACAUGUUUAAAAUGAUGGGUAUUUGUCUAGCGUUUAUGAAUAAAAAUAAUGAUUCGCCCUGACUACUCGUGAAUGCUUUCAAACCAGUGAGAAAUACCAGGUUACUACUUUUCUGAGUGCCAACAAGACGUUUAUGGGUGUCGGCUUACGAUCCUACGGUGUGCAACAGUUGCUGCUAUCAAAGGACUCUUCUGAUUUUUAUUGAUAAUUCAAGCACUAUAGGAAGUAUUAUGUCGGGAAUUAUGAAAGCGUCAAAGUAUCAAUACCACAUGGCGUGAACAAUCCCACGCUGAGUGCAAGAUUAACUGUUGAAUAGAUGGGUCGACUCCCUUGUAUAUUCGAAGUUCAAAAAGUAUUCCCUAUAUUGAAACUAAACCGAUGCUUUCCGAAGGACGAAAAGUUUAACUGCCGACUACUUUUUUAUACGUGCGAAAAAGAAAAAGGGAAGGCGAGCUCCUGUUAGGAGUAGAUACAGGUUCUCUUUAAUUGCCUAGCAGACGGCUAGUAAACUGCUAACUUCCAACUUCCUGAGUUAGGACGAAGACCACUGAAGCCGCUUGUUUUCAACCUAAUCUAGACAAGAUAUUAUGCCGCUGUGCUAUGAUUUUGGGGAUGGCUGGAGUUUUUCGUGGUGUAGUUAACGCGAUCUUCCGCUAAACGACUCAAUAGCCUAGCUACAGUUCGGAAAGGUGGAUCGCGCUAAGCGUAAUGAGUAAGGACAAGGUGGAGGGAGGGGCAGACCGAUAGUAGAUAUCUGUGUAUGCUUUAGCGAAUACUCUAAGCUUCCUGUUUAUGCCUCGCCGCGACGGUCACGUCCGCACGGGCACGCACAGGCAGUCAUUUACGGGUCUUGACGGUCGAGAAGCGCUGACCACUGUCCACCCCCUCCCGUUACACACCCGCCUAAAGCCCUGCCAGAAUUGCACAGGCCUUUACGUAGGUGAUAGAACUAAGGUGACUAGUGAUAUACAAUAGUGACCCUCCCGGAACGCUCGAUUUGUUUGUCAGUGGCAAAACACACGUCUCUGGCCUGAAACAGCAUCGACAUCCGCGGUGCUGCUUGCCAAGAGGACUGACGUGCGGACCUACAGACUGCUAGACCCUGGCUGGAUCCAAACCUAAGCGCGAGCUCACACAUGUCUGCCGAGGAUCCAAAAUUACCCUCCAGCGAUUGACUUUGCCCCCAGAACUUUAGGUCUUUCAUUCGACUGGCCAAAAAGCGGGGCCAAGCCUGGUAGUUCAAUCCAGUGCACCGUAAACGUGACCUACAGACUCAGGAUUACAGAGGUAACACUGAUUUUCAUUGACGAUCAAUGUCCCGUAUUCACCACAUUGGUUCAUGUAGUAUACUCAACUAGUACAGGGAAACGUGCAAACCAUUUUAACGGUGGUCCAUAAAAUGCGGCAUUUACUAACAGUGUGUCUUAUUUCGACAGAAAAAUCCCGUCCAUGUUUGAUGAGGCUGAAUUUUUGUGCAGUUUAGACAAAGACGGAUAACAUAAAACAAAAUUGAUCGGUCACUCCAUACGUAGAAGUUAUAUUCUGCUCCGUCAAGAAAAACAAUCUUCAACACAGGCAACGCUUUUAAAUUGCGACUCCGUGGGGAGAAUACCUUGAUUAUGGGUUCAUCAAACAUGUCGAGAGAUGUGAAUUCAGUUGUGAAAAGUCAGCCACCUCGGUAGGCUUGAAACUCACGACAGCGAGUUGCAAUACUUAAGUACAGCCAAUGCUCUGGUCACCUGAGCACGAGGCCACAGCAAGAGCGGGGAUUUUAAUCACAUUCGGGCCAAGUUACCCGCCCAGCCUACUGUAACUUGCGGAAUCCCCCAAUUAUAAUACGGUAAGUUGACUACCUAAGUAGGAUUUCCUAGGCAAUCCAUUUGGAAUCCAUCAGAUGACUACCAGACUCUCAUGAGCAUUAGGUGGUUUUCUCAGUAACUUGAGCCGAAUGUGAUUAAACCUACGGCUCCCGAUGAGACCUCGUAACUCAUAUGAGUAGAGCGUUAGUUGUUCUCAGGCUUCGUCCCUACUAUCAUGGGUUCGAAUCCCACAGAGGCCGACGAGCUUUUCGAGACGCGGUCAGAUAAAUUAUUUAAAUGUCAAAAAACAAUAGAUAUGAAUUGUUUAAAUGUUUAAACCUACAGAAAAGGCUCCAACCUACGUAAUUAAUUGCUCAUGGCCGGGCAAGAAUGUAACACAACAAAUUUGCUGAAUUCGAUUAGUUGAGAUUUGUGAGUUAAGUCUACUCAUGGUUGUACAUAUCACGUAUUACGGAUGAAUAAUUUAGCGCACAGGUGACGACACAAAUUUUGCAAAAGUGCACUUGCAUUGUGAUGCUGAAGUAACAAUAACAAUCGUCAGAACAUUUUAAAGAGGGUAUAGAUAAACGAGGAAAAAACUGCUUCUUCGAAGGUUGCUAUUUUAAGGAGGGUAAAGUAGCCCCGGACAGCACCUGCUUCAUUUUUCAUGCCAGCUUCAGUACACUGAUAAGUCUUGCAGUAAAUCUGCCCGACCACUAACUGGCUUUGCGAAACUGUCAAGAGGGGAGAGACCGUUGGGGCUGCUAGGUAUCGUCAUGAUGAAUCGAGGUGGACACGACAAGGAUUACAGCGAAGGGGGGACCCUUCGACACCGGCAGAGGACGUUGGCGUUCUGCAUCUAGGCUAAAGCAGACAUGUACAUUGUUCGCUACAUGGCCAGAGCUCUGAAGAGAGCGUUUCAGUUUUUGCUGAUGGCUGGUCAGAACGGCCGCUCGGAGCGUCAGAGCACGUAUGGCCCUACGAACGCCCCUCCCCCCUACUUUUUAUAUGAAACAAGUUAUAAAUUCUGUGAUCAGUCUGCAACAGGUACUCUGCGAUGUACAGAAUUCAGGACGCGCAGUGACUGCAUGCUACCGCAGUGGUAACAUUUUGUCGAGCUUUUUUGCCAACAUUCCGUCUGUUUUGGUCAGCUAAGACCACCACCGAGGACAUAAAGUACCUCCGUCGGUCCACACUUCCCAAAGUAGGACGUAACGACAGCCUGCAUUAACUCAACUAGGGCGCACUGAAUCACAAAAGUCAACUGCUGGAGGAUGAAAAUGCGUCUGUGACAACAACUGCGAUAGAAAUUUAUUUGAAACAACCUUUUCGCUAAUGGUCAGUCGAACGGUCUUCGGCGCCUGGCUGCAAAUUAAGUGGGACUGAAUCCAGGUCCAUGCGUAGAUUUUGCAAGAAAUUAAAAAAGCGUAACAUUAGAAGCCGGAAUUUGCAGCAGAAGGUGCAUGUGGGACGCGCUUGCGGAUAGUCAGCCAAACACACUUGUCUGGGCUUUUGGUCAGUACCCCCCCUGCUUCCAGUAGAGUCAAUCGAUCAACCCUUAUAUACUACCUAUUGCCUACUGACAGUUUGUAAGUAUUGUGCGGUUAUUUCGCAGAUUCCGAUGGAGUUCUGCUCAAAUACAUAAAUAAAACUUCUGGCCGAGCCUGGAAAAGUGUAUCCCGAAGAAUUUACUCCAAGCUCAUGUCUUGAGUUUUAGAAACAGCAGAAAACAAAAACCCGUAAUUUCUCACCAAAGUUAAGGCAUGGACUUUAAAUAAAUGCAAUAACAGAGGCCGUUUCAUCUUUCCCCCGAAAGUUGAUAAGAGUAUUAGGCCUGAAAUACAUCAGUCACAGCUGAAGAACCGCGUAAUCUUCACAGUAAGUCGCAGAUAGUAGUACUUCUAAGAAUUUCUAGCAUCGCGAUAGGGACAAGGACAUCCAACGGCUGUUUCGAGCUGGCUCGACAAUGGCAGAAAUAGUGAUAUAAACAAACAUCACAUUUUGAUACACCCAGUUUCGCAUGCUGCAUGAUUUGCCGUACUGACAGCACAAACACUAGCUAAAAUCCCAGACACGCAUUUUGGCGAUAUUCCACCGCUACAUGACACAGCCGCGAGGGCUUCGGCACAUCAUCGUGACCCCUCAGCGUUCCCUGUGUAUUUUCUAAUAGAUACUCCGGUUUUGGAAUUUCGGCUUUUUACUCUUCCCAGACAUUAAUGCGUUAACCUGGGGCAACACCUUCAUAAUGACUUUUUACAGGCUCAGCUCAGCUGUGAUCUUGCACGCACAAACAGUGCUACAGAACAGUCCCGUCUGGCUUUCAGAUUGCUUUCACAUGUCUUGUAGAUAAAAGCGACAGCAUAGAAACACUGUCAUCAUCAAAACCCUACAACUUGUUUGGGCGGAUUUUGCUUUUACGUCUACGUAAGACAAAUGUGCCCAGUGUCAGAAUUUAUUUCCGUAGGCAUUUUGCUUACAAACUGACUGCGCGCCAACAUCUUUUCCUGUUGGAUGUUUGAAUAGGAAAUUUCCCCCCUCAAUCUCAUUUCUUUGAUUUUAUGCGAGGCUGGGUCUUGAGAUUCAUGAGAUGCUUUUCUCAUUCAGUACUCGUAGGUAUAGUCCACAACAGUGUUUUCGGAAAGUCAAAUGUUGUGAAUGAUUUUUGCCAUUUGUACUUAAAAAAUGCUCAUAGAGACUCAAUUUCCAGAAGGGUUUAUUUGUUGAAUCAUUGUAUAGUUGGGAAGACAAACAAAUGAGCCUUAAUGACCGGACAAAAUUCGUUAAGCAUUAUCACGCCAUCUGGGCACUCAUAUGUCGACCCAAGACUGCCGAUAGUCUUCCAUUCCAAAGCCCACAUAUCUAGCCUUUUAGCUAGCACUACAAUAAAUCAAUCAAUAUCCACGCACUACUGACUGUUUGCGGGCGUAUUAGGAAUAGUUCGCGGGUGCGUCAGCAAAUCGACGACUUUCAGUUUAAGUGGCAGAGUUGACUUUCAAAUCUAACUUGCGAGGGUCUGUCAAAAAAUAAUCACCCCAUGGUUGCAGAUUAAUUUCCGAGGAAAUUAAUGCGCUAAUUUCGAGUGAGUCAUUCCGAAUGCAACUUCGUGGGCCCAGUCCAGGAGUUGGUAUGAAUAUUUGGGCCGAAGUAUAUUAGCUUCAAAAGGAUAAUCCCGCCGUUUUCAUAACCUGACAACACACAAACAGUCAAAUACACAUGUUGCAGGAUCUACCAUACUUAUAGUUGGAAUAUCUAGCUUCGUUUUGUCAGAUUCUUCAAAGAUCUACACCGAAAUUGAUCUACAUCCGUCUGUUUCUGCAAAAUGGAAAAUUUUGAGUCAUCUACGGUAAAAUAAAACGGAUAGAACUGAGUACGGAGGCGUGUUGGUGCAUCGAUAAAAGGGGACCAGUUUAGGGAAAUUAGGCAAAAGAAAUGUGAAAAAAACGCAAUGAAAUUUCGGUUUUUUUAAAUGUAGACUGCGACCAAUAACGCCACGAACCAGAUCCUGUGAUUGAACACAAAAUUUAUAAGCGUAAAGACAGCAAGUAUGCAUGGUCGACAGGCGAGACCAUAUCGAUGAAUCAACAGCAUUAAACGUUUGCGGCUUUAACAGCGCCUCAUUGCUCGGUUUUCGACAGGGACAGAUCGUGCAUUUGCGGGUCACAUUGUUCUACCCUGGGUUCCUAGGGAGGGCACUGGAGAGGACUGUAAGGAUCAGGUGAAGACUCCCAAGGAUAUGUGGCAUACAAAGAAUACCUACGAUACUUAUUUAAGUGGAUUUGAUCUGACACGAUUAUCUCGGUUUGGUGUUUCAUGUAAAAAUAAAGUUCUCAGAGGAAACCAGAAGAGGGCUGCUCUGAUCUGAGGUGAGUGAAAGUGCCAUAAAGGCCAGAUAAGUAAGUCAUUGCAGCCUGAUCCUCCGUCCUGAGAAGAGAACCGAAUUAUCCCCUUAGUUGGCAGCUUUCCAGACCAUGACUUUCUGCGUACCUUGACAGUUCAACAUCGCAUCGGCUUGCUUAUAGCAAAAAUUAUGCGCUGAGUGCCGUGGAGAUGGGUUCCCAGAGUCGACUUAACUCUCUCCUCCCUUGCCCUGGCAACAGUACACCGUCUGAAUUCUAACACUAACGCUAACUUUCACCCCCCUGUAUUUACAGGAAGUGACCGAUCUCAUUAAAUAUGCUAGCCAAAAUUCUGCAAUACGUUUUCAAUUUGGAAGGAUUACUUAGGCGGAGUUGUAACAUUGGUUAUCGUGCGGCAUAAUGUAGUAAUAUUUCGGACUCGGCAGGAUGUCGGAUUUUGAAUUCACUUCCUUUCGAUCUCCUGCAGAAACCACACUUGGUGAAAAAGACUACUUAAUUAGCAUGCAUGUUUUGCAUUCAGUUUCGAUGAUCAUCUAAAUUAAGAUAUAUUUUAUAGAAAACAUGCAUCAGAAUAUGCUUUCGUCUACUUGAUUGGUGGUAAAUCACGUCGGCUUUAAAUUUUAUGUUUGAAGAGGGGUAUAUUUAGGUUUUGUAAAAAUUUUCCAGUUCCCGAAUAAUUUUGAGCCAUUUCAGCCUUGGCAUUAGCGUUUAGCUCAUGCUUCCCGCGCGUGGAAAAUCAUUUAUUUCUCUAUGCCUUUAGGAAGAUACCAUUUAGAGUUCAUGAAAUUUUACAAUGAGUGCGGACUAUGUUAUGCAGUUCCUAACGAGCAUUGGUAAGCGGACUCGUAUGAUGCUGUAUGAAUGUACAUAACCCGGUUUGAAAAAUCGCACAGUUAAAAACUUUUCCAAAACUUAAUCAUUCCCUGUCUUCAAACAUAAAAUGUAAGGCCGACGUGGUUUCCCACCAAUCAAGUAGACGAAAGCAUAUUCUGAUGCAUGUUUUUUAUAAAAUAUAUCUUAAUUUAGAUGACCAUCGAAAAUAAAUGCGAAAAAUGCGUGCUACUUUAGUAGUCAUUUUUCACCGGGUGUGGUUUCUGCAGGAGAUCGAAAAGAAGUGAAUUCAAAAGCCGACAUCCUGCCGAGUCCGGAAUAUUACUACAUUAUACCACACGAUAAUCAAUAUUACAACUCCACCUAAGUAAUCCUUCCAAAUUGACAACGUAUUUCAGAAUUUCGGCCAGCAUUUCGUGAGAUCGGUCACUCAUUGUAGGGCGAGACCACCCAAAAUACAGGGGAGAUCCAUAUUCCUGUGCCCAAGUCUCAUUUUUGCACAAGAAUUCAGCCCUGCGGUCUUAGUGGGGCGGUUCUUUAGACGACAAAAUGGGCCUAUCUAGUGGGAAAGGAAGGAAGAAACUGGAGUACUUCUUGCGACUGACAGGCUGAUAGCUGUAAGUUAGUAUAAGCGCGACGAAUUCUGGCAGGAGUCGGGAGUUGUCUAUUUUCUCGCAGCCAUGCUGUUUAAUCACAAAACACUGAAAGUUUUCAUUUUGACACAUUUGCCAAAAACCCAAGGCUUCGGUGGGAUUCGAACCCACGACAGCGAGGCGAGGCUUAAGUGCAGCCAACGAUCUAACCAAAUAAGCUGCGAGGUUCCAUCAGGAGACAGGAGUUUAAUCACAUCUGGGUCAAGCUGCCCGUUCAGUCUACUGCAGCGGAUGAUAUCCAUCAAAUCUGAUGUAGUAAGCUGACGGCUCAAGCAGGAUUUCCUGAGUAAGCCAUCUAGAAUCCACCGGAUGAAUACCAGGCAUCACUUACAUCAGAUGCUUAUUGGCCAAGCGUUCGUGAUAUACCCCUAGCGGUUUCUUUCUAAGUAUGUGGCGUUUGGCAAGCUUAAAAGAUGUGUUUUGACAGUUUAGAAUUAAAUGCUUAGGAACUGGGAAAGUCCGGACGCUGUUUAAGUAAAUAGUAUAGAUGACAUCACUAACAAGCCGCUAAUAUCACACUGAAGAGUACGUUUAAAACCAGCUCGAACUACAAAAACGAAUCUGUUUUAUGAGCAACAGGACAUUCGUAGAAAAAACAGUGUAUGCUUACUUCUCAUUUACGCGAGCUGCGCGAACUUAUCUUGUCUGGAAAUCCCAAAUUCCGCUUUUUCUAACAAACAGAACACUCUUUUGCGAACAUUCGUGAUUUGUGCCAAGGGCGUAUUUUACUGAAUGUUAGAAACCGCUAGAUAGCUAGCUGUCUUUUUUUCUCUUGUUAAAAUGUCUGAGCUCUGCAUAUAUACCAGUCUAUACAGCCAGAAUCGCAUCUUUCUGACUGGAUUGAGCGGAAAACAAUUUCCCCCGUUGCAUUUAAACAGGCCUCAGCACAAAAGUGCUUUCGUGUCACGCCUUUUCCUGGCACCCGAAGCCUGCCAUAUAAAUCACAGUCCCGAUACUGCAAACUUUGGCCAGCGAACAAUAAGAAAAUGAUAAACGUUAGCGGAAUUCAAAUAGAACUGUUUGCUUUGGACUGGCUCUCCUAGCAGAGCGGUACCCGACAUUGGCAAUAAGUUUAACCAGUUAUCUCACUCUCGGUCUUUUCACAGCCGGUGAAAGUUUCGCAGCUGCUUCCUGAUUUCUUUUUCACGUACUCCAAAGAGGAUUAAAACCUAAUUUAUUACACUUUUUUAAAAUUGCUGCUUAACUUACCGACUUGGUCUCCUGGGGCUACCAUUAUCAUAGGAAACACUGUUGGGCUAUGCAAAGGAUCAACAAUAUUAACUUUAAACAGGUUUUUAUGAGUGCACAAUUUGUAAGGAUAAGACGCCCUGCAUAUUUGGGCAUCUGGGAGGAACAGGAGACAAUGAGGGGAGUAUGAACAUGAAGUGCCCAUUGUGCUUCGUAAGUGUGAAUUCCCCAUAGUAAUAGGACAAAAAGAAACUUUUCAGUGCUUAUUACAGACUCUGGAAGUUGAUGCUUGCGUGAUCUUCCGCACACAAAUUAGCAAACAUUGGCGGCUUGGCUUGUUCCGGUUGUUCCUUUGGGUAGGAAUAAAAGGAAACAUACCCCACCGAGGAAACCAUAUUAUUUUUAAUUGGAACAGUUCCGAAAUCUGAAAACAAACAAAAGCGAACAUUCCCCCCCACCUUCUAAGGUGAAAUGUCAUUAAUGCAAGAAUACAGGACUUCAGUGGGAGAGUAUGCGACCGUCCUCUCUCUUUUUGACCAUGUGCGAUGUAUCGAACUAGUCACUGCAACGGACCGUCCGAAGACAAAGUGCGCAGGUCGGGGCUGUCAAACCAUGUCUUGGAUAAUAUAUAUUGAUACAGUAGGCGCUCACAGAUUGCGUUACGGAUCCCACACAUCCCGGUGUGCCUUAGGGGUCUCCCUCGAGCCCCGCCAACAGCAGCAGCACAGCGGCGCGUGGUAUAGGCGGUGUAACAUCACCGAAACAGAGAAAGGUGACCGGAAUGGCCGUUUCUGGCUGGCUAGCAGUCAAAAACCAGUUGUAUCAACCCCCCGGGUAUGCUGGACCUCGACGCAUGCCUCGGAGUUGGGUAUGGCUGGGAGAUGGCGGCCAGUAAGCCAGAAAUGGCCAUUCCAGUCGCUUUUCUCUUUUCCGAUAAUGCUAUACCACGCGGUCUUUUGGCUAAAUAAACACUUAAGUCUAUUUACUGAACUCUAUUCCAAGUCUAUUAAUAACCCCAUGGACCAUUAACGCAUUUGACACCGUAACUGACCACCCAAGAUGGAGACGAGACUUUGUUAAUAUGAGGAUACUUUGGUUUUCGCAGGCCCUUCAAAACAUCGAUGAUCUGUUUGAAUAUGAAGAAUUCUCCGCCGCUCCGGAUACAAGCUGGCCGGACAUGUUCAAUUCCGGAGUUUUCGUCUUCAAGCCCAGCUUGACCACUUACGCCGGCCUGCUCAAGUUAGCAAGCACAGAGAGCAGUUUUGAUGGCGGUGAUCAGGUGAGAACACAUUUGGUUUGCGUGCCCCUACCAGCGCUACUUUCCCUAAUUUCAGUAACAUAAUGAACACGGCAGUUCUUUUGUAGUAGCAAAUUAUGUUACUGCCGGAGACUAGUCUGGCCCGGCUUCGGACGUUCAGGACUAGAGGAGGUUAGCUGUGAACACACGUCAGAAGGAUCAGGCCACCGCUGGCAGGCCUUUCGACAUCUUACCGUCGUUCAGGUUAUAGUCAUUGUUUUGGUGUCCUCUGGCCCCCACAAGCGGCUGUGCUGUAGAUGUGCCGGGCCAAAACCGGGAUCAGAUUGUCCUGUGGUAAAUCUGCGCGAACGGAGAGGCGCGCAGAGCAGGCCUUAGGUGUUGGUCCUCACGCUGUGUUUGUCACUGCGCCCAAUACCAUCGGCAGCUGGAUUGACACGUUCGGACAGUCAUUUGGUAGACAGGAAGGUGAAUGACGCCGACAUUAGGCUAUCCGUUCUCGUAGCACGUGAGCGUAUUUUUCACCAUACUGAAUUUGCUGUACUUGAGUACAUCAUGACGUGUUAUGAGUGGGGGUUUGAAAGUUUACCAACUGACGGGAUAGGACGGUCCAUCUUAGGACUGGGGGUCAGGCUGUACUGGCUCCUUCUUACUGUGGUCACCAUGACCUCUCGCUGAUGUGAGAUCCGAGUUGCCUUCAUGAAAGCCUGACGCAGGUGGAGCCACUGCGUCCGAGCCCACCCCCGGCCAUCUUGAGUUUGUCCUGCCGUCACAGCAAGGUGGAAGAGGGAGGAGAUAGUGCGGCAAAUGUAGCGAGAUGUCUGUCUCACUAAGAGCCAAUUCAAACGUAAGUCAACGUUGCUGUGUCCUACUCUGCGGAACACGCGGGGGGUGGGCGUUGUCGCUCGCGAAGGUCAAACUGUCGUUUUGGUGUCCUUUCGCAUCAGUCUGUGCCUAAUAUACGCAGUCGCAGUGUGGACAGGUGGAACGUAUUUUGAAAACUGUCUGCUGAUUUGUGCGCAUGUUGUCAUGGCAGUCACAAAUGGACUGUGCCGCUAGGGCGUUAACCUGAAACGGGGUCACACAGUGGUCCAGAUAACGCCUAAUUUUUUGCCUUACCUGUGUCUGGCAUACAUCGGUCAUUGUAUGUAUGCGCAUUCAGAAUAGACCGAACGACUCGGACAUACAGCAAGUGCAUGGAGAGGGAGGAGGGAAGUUGAUCCAGCCCCGAGUCAGCACUUCAGUUUCUUACCACAAACACGGUUUGAGACCACUAGGAAGCGUUAGCAGGUGUAACCUGGAGUGCCGACAAUUGACAAGAUGAGUCGCACUUAGGUAGAUCUAAACGUUGGAUUGCAGUGGUCCCCUUUUCUGUUGUGGCCUGUGUCGUACACUCACGCAAGCUCCGAGGCACUCCCGACUGAAGUUCGGCGCGUGUUGAAUUAGAGGUCAGGUUGUAGGAGGUCGGCUUUGUCAACCAUCGCGCCCACACACUUCUCCUAUCACCUUAAAUGUUUGCCAUUGGACCAAGGUGUGUGUGUGAGUUAGAUGCUGUGUACGUUAACUCUGUAAAGGAGAAGUUUUGCCGACAAAGUCGGGGACGCUAAAAGGCCCAUUUUUGACUUAUUUGUCGUCAUCAGCCAGUGAUAAGGCAAUCCCUGAUUACGCAUCCGAGUCAGUUGACCACACAGCAAUGCCCUCACCACUUCAGUAACGGGUUCGCGUCAUGUCGGUUGAAAACCAAAAGUACCUAUCUAUUCGGUGGUAUAGCUAUUCCUCUAAAUCUAUGUCUUCGAAGCAUCGUACGUUUUCUCAUCUGCCUGUAAUCACAUGGCUUGGAAGGUUGUCGUGCCCGGCUUUUGCUACAGUCAAUUAUGCCCUUCGCUUUCUUGAACAACCCCUCCCCCCAGAGUUCUGGAUGUUUUUGGGACACUUGAGUUGAAGUGUUCAGAGUAUACUAAAGAAUGUUGAGAAUAAUGAUCAACUACAUGACUGGUUGUCCGAGAUCAUUCUUAUUCCAUCUGUAAAAUAGUCUGUAGUUGCCUGAAUUUGCCUACCACGCCCUGACAUACAUUAAAAAUUGAUGCUUUAUGAGGAAAUAUGCGUAAAGCAGUGAGUUUAGCUAUAUUCAGCAUGGUUUUAAUACGACUGCUGUGGCGAGGCAAGAGAAUAGGAGUCUCCUUGUCAAUAUUGGUGGCCUUGGGCCAGUUUCUUAGAAGAGUACCUAUUUCCGUGCCCUUAUGCUAGCCCCACCUUAACCGAACUUUAACCCUUAUUCUAACCGUAACUCUGGCCCUAGUUAAGCUCAAGGCCGCGUGUUUUACUGAGGGGAGUAGCCAUUUCCGUGUCCUUUCCCUAACCCUGUCUCAACGUUAGCCCUAACUCUGCAUUUAACCCUGAUCCUACCUUAACCCCAACCCAAGCCUUAGCCCUAGCAUUAAUAUCCCCAGAACUCGACGUAACGCAAGAAAGGAGGUUCCUUUUCCCGUCUCUUAUGGUGCGGACUGCUGUUUGAACAUGCGUGUUGCUGUUUUGUUUUCCGGUGAGAUGUUUCCGGAGAUUCAGAAAACCAGAAGAUAAAGAUGCAUCUUCAUCAUCUGAACUGCCAACCCGGAACUCGCCUAUUCGCUUCUAUCAGCAUUCAGAAAACCGUCAUGGAGACAGCCGAAAGGGAGAAGGAAUUUGUUCAACACAAAACAGGAUGCGGUGUUGUCCUCCGUUAAAAUCAAUUUUGCUCUAUGGUUAUAUCUUUUGACAAGGCUCAAAAAUAUUCCAAAAAAUUAUUGAAGCCUCUCCCCUUGCAGGAUAGGUAGGGGGACAAAUUAUUAGAAUUUUGUGCAAUUCAGGGAUCACUCAGAAGUGGCCUUACUUGAAAUUUCACGCGUUCCUUGUGUUAAUGUCGGUGUGCCAAAUUGCCCAAGAGCCCAUGAGGAGGACGAAACCUCGACUGAGUGCGAUGAGCAGGGAAUCCGAUAAUUUUGACAGGCGUGCAGGCGCAUAGCAACUGCGGGCAGAAUGCACACCGCUACAUCUGGCCAGUCGAACCUUGAUGCACUCGGAAACGGCCAAUUGUGGUAAAUACAUCCUGUAAAUCAUCUGCGCCCUCGCCCGCCUUAGGUUUCCUUGACUAUUCCUUGAUACGGGGUCCAGGUUUGGGAGGAGGAUGGAGUGCGUUAGAUGCGUCGCAAGUCCGUUGUCAUCAUAAACUAAUUCACGCGCAGGUCACCAUCUCUGCGCCACCUCGCUGUAGGGCACAUGGUGGGCAUCGUCGAAAUCGACGGUCGAACUGUCGAAUCCUGUAAAUGCUGCUAGACUUGGGCGACCCACUAUCCUUAUCUGACUUUGUCUCUGGUGAUGGAUUCCAAUGGGGACGCGAAACGUUAGACUACUAAAGCCCUCACCUCAGCUAUCGUGUCUCCUCCUUUGCGACUACUUUCAGUAGUUCGCUUCUUCGCUUCUAUUAAGAAAUCUCACGUGUUAUACUUCAUGAAUGCGCAAUGUCAAAAAAACUGGCGGUAUUCACUGGGCGCCCUAUUUUGCUCAGCCAUUUGUUACUUCAGUCUGUUUGACGUCGUUUUUUUAAUGCUGGCUAGAGAAAGUGAUUUUCGUCUGUCCUAGGCACUGAAACCGUUUCAGCCACUUUAGACCGGUUCAGUGUGCUCGAGGGAAAAUAGGCGCAAGCACUUGACUGCCUAGAAGGUUAGAUGUAUGUGAACAUUUGGGACGGAUUGGCAGCAACAACUGUCUUUUGUCUGCUCUCUCGCCCUUCUCUUAUCCGGUGGGUAUUCGACUUUUUCUUGCCUUGUGCUUCCAGCCUAAACCACAUAUCUGUACUAAUGACUGCAUUUUGCUUGCCAAGGCUGCCGUAAAAAGACCUACUUGGGAAAACCUGCCAGCAGCAGAAGAAGGCCACGUGUUUGUUUGCUUCUCACUUCCGGUAUUUAUGCACCUUUUUGAGGUUUAAAUAUGCCAACUGGUCGUGGUAGUCAAGCUAAUACCUGCCGGGAAAAUGGGCGUUAUAUCGAGCUCCUCAUUCGUCGGACUCAUCCAAUUAAAACAUUCCAUUUAAUUACAUUUCAAACAAGUCUUCUGGGAGCUUCUUGAAGAGGGCAUGCCAGUUGGCAGUACCGGAAAGCUGUCUUGUCUUUAAUGAUCAUUUUAAACGCAAAAAGGUUCCACGCAAACUUCCAAAAAGGCCUAGUAUAAGGAGUCAUUUUGAGUAGAAAGCAAACAGCUACCUCACAAAGAUACCAACCCCUUGGAUAUCCGAUAGUUUUUGUGGUCAUAUCAAAGAGCUGCGAUAAAGCCUUUGACAUGAGUUUUGUCUACUUCUCAGGGCCUUCUCAACGAGUACUUUCACGACUGGAACCAGUUGACCCUGUCCAAUCAUCUCCCCUUUGCCUACAACUGCUCCUGCUGGGUGUUGCCGAACGACAUAAACAUCUUCUACACUCGGGCACCGGCCUGGAAGAAGUUCAAUUCAUUCGUGAAGGCGGCCCACUUCACCGGACUGAUCAAACCCUGGGUUCAUCGUAUGGCUGCCAACGAUGGAGCCAUCAUCCACGCGAUGAAUAUGAUUGACUGUGCGGCCAGUGUAUAUACGACCGCCGAGCAGACAGGCGUUUUGGCUUUUUGGUGGGCAGUCUUCUUCAAGUUUGUGAAGCCCGUCCUCAGCGAAGAUAUGGUAGGAAUUUAUAUGAUCCGCAUUCCAGCAGGAAAUGCCGUCUGUCCAAGCACCACCUUCCUUUCGCCUUUGAAAGUUGUUUAACCGUUUGUUGCAUAACUUUGCAGUGAACAGACGAUGUUGGUAGAGUUAGUCCCCUAGCCUGUCUACUUCCGUACUCCCAUCCCAAAACGAGGAAUCAGACAAUGUUGUAGUUCAAGAUGAAUGCAAGAAAUCUGGUUUGACACAACAAUAUUGACCCCUCUCAUACUAAAGGUGUCCACGCGUUGAAUUCCAGUGAACACCCAUUGAACACCUAGUCCCGACCCUAGCACUAACCCUUACCUGCCUUGGAAUUCGGGGCAAGGCUGCAUGUACCUCGAGGGGUCGAUAUGAUCCUGCCCAUCCAUCUCCGUGAUUCACAAACAGAGCGCGUACCCAAACAACAGUCGGUACUGGCGAAUAGGCGGAUCUGAUCUGCCCGGCACUAAUUAACGUCAGUAGCUUUAACGUUCCGUAAACGGUACGAGUGACUUAUGUGGCCCCCUAAACAGGACAUGGGAAUAGAGACACCCCGCCCAAGUAACAAAGGCGGGCCGGCGCAUAAUUCCAGAAAUGGAAAAAUAUUCGCAUGUCCUAACCCCAAAGGUUGUCCUAAUUUUGGCCCUAACCCUACCCUAAACCUUAACUCUACAGUUAGCACUAACCCCUACUUUAUCCCUAGUUAUAACCUUAGAUAUAACCUUAAUUUCACUAGAAGUUGGCUAAAAUCCACCCGUACUGCAGACGGUGCCUAUUGCGAUGUCCUGUUUAAAGGGUCACAUAAGUCAUUCCUGCCCAGAAAACUAUGCAUUCACCCUGGAGGGUUCACUCUAGUCGUUCGCAUUACGACGACGACAAGAGUAAGAUCAGGUGUGGUGGCUGGCGGGAAAGCAGUCCACACACCAGUGCAGCAUGCAGACUACUUUGAGGUCCAGAACUGAUUAAUGAUAAAAGAAAUGCCAAUAUACUGUGCGAUGUUUAGGUGAUGUUUAUCUAAGUGUCAAGCAACACAGCUACUGACCUGUAACACGCCAACCUCUAUCCCAAUCAUGAAGCAAAAUAAUCGUAUUCUUCAUCAUAUAAUCCAAAACACUACCAUUACCUUUGUCAACCCGUAAGCUAAUAUAAUCGGCCGGUAUAAUUGCAUUCUGCUUUUCAAUAAAUCGGCCUCAACGUCUGCCUGCCGAAGGGGACAUUUCGGAUAUGUGCGCUGGUAUUCCUUCUUGCAAAUGGCCGCUGAAGUUUGUAGCAUUUUUAGGGCCAUUUCACGAGAAUACUCACAACCGACAGAGAGUGUGCCAGGAACUACACGAUAAUGGCCCGAACUUUCGGUUCUGCUUGGAAGGAAAGCUUUGCGUCCAGACCUCAGAAUUCCAUGGUCUGUAAUAGAUGUAUAAUAUGCCAAAUUUGACCUGUGAACUCUGGAUUCCACUCCACUAGCCAUGUGCUGGGUGUUGAGUUUUUCCAUUCGAAAGUACCGUAGGUCACGAGAACAGGGACCCGCGUAGUACAGGUGGCCUUUCGCUGAAUGCCAGGAGGGGGGGGGGUAAAUUUGAAGCUAGUGUUAGGGUUAAAUUCAGGGCACAACGAUAGGUGCCCCCCGGAAUUUUGCGUACGACCAUAUAUACAGUGGGUGACCGAUCUCAUGAAAUGUUGGCCGAAAUUCUGAAAUUAGUUUUCGGUUAGGAAAGAUUACUUAGGUUGGGUUGUAAUAUUCCUUAUCGUGCAGCAUAAUCUUACACUGCGUCGUACUCGCCAGGAGUUCGGCCUUUGAGUGCACUUCCUUUCGGUCUCCUGCAGGAACCGCGCUCGGCAAAAAUGACUACUUAAAUAGCAGGCAUUUUUUCACAUUAAUUUUCGAUGGUUUUAUAUAGUAAAAUAGAUUUCAUAGAAACAUGCGCAAAAUAUUAUUUUUUUGUUAGCUUUAUGGAAAACCACAUUGUAUUUGCGUUUUAUAGUCUGAGAAGGGGUCAUCUUUCGGUUUUAAAAAGUUUCUAUUUAUGAGAUUUCUAAGACCGUGCGAUGUCCAUACGCACAGCAUGGCGCAUAUCCGUUUACUAAUGCUCCUCAUGAAAUGUAUAACAUAAUCCGCAUCCAUUGAAAAACUUUAUGAACUCUAGAUAGUAUCUUCUUAGAGGGAUAAAGGAUUAUAUGAUUUUUCCUACGCCGAAAGCGCACGAAAAAGCCUUGUAGACUGAAAUCGCUAUACACUAAUGCAACGGCUGAUGAAGCCGAAAAUUAUCCGAGAACUAGGAAACGUUUUCAAAACAUAAAGAUACACUUUCUUCGGGUAUAAAGUGUGAAGACAGUGUGAUUGUCUACCAAAUGAGCAAAAAAGCAUACUUUUCUACAUAAUUUUCUAUGAGAUGUAUAGAAUGAAUGCUACUUAAGUAGUCAUUUUUUACCGAGCGUAGUUCCUGCAGGGGGUUAAAAAGACCUGCAUUCCAAGGCCGAUAUCCUGGCGAGGCCGAAAUACUAUCGGAUUGUGCUGCAUAUUAAUCAGUAUUAAAACCUCACUAAGGCAAUCCUUCCUAAUCGAAAGCGUGUUUCAGAAUUUCGGUCAACAUUUCAUGAGGUCGGUCAACCACCGUAUAUAUUCAUAUUCCCGUGUCCAGUUCAUGAAUGCUAAUCACAAUAAAACCCAGUUCAUCGGUUAGUUAGGAAAAAGAAUAACUAUUUUUAGUAGUCCUUGUUUUAAGGUUCGAUGGCCGCCAUCGAGCAGAGCGCAAUGUUUGUAGUCAUCCUAAACUCGAGACUAUAUCCGCCUCUAGGCAUGAACGCGGCCUCAGUACUGAGCAGUCAAGUGCAUCUUUCGACUAGGAAGGUAAAGUGUGAUAAAGCUCUGAAGUAGAUGUCUACAGCUCUGUCUUCUUCACAAGCAAAACGCGGAACUCUAAUCAGCUCUUCUUCACAAAAUGUGCCAAUUAGCCGACGUAGAGAGUGCUGAGCACGUUCAGAAACAACAAACUUCGACAUUCUCUUUGCAUCAUGUCCCAGUGUGAUUUACAGUUAAAGUCUACACUUGACAGAUAACAGAGGAGUAUUUUCUUUGUUGUGAGGAAAAUGCAAGAUUCCUUCACCCCUCAUGAAAACGACCAAUGAGUACUUAAUAAAUUGCUGCAAAUUAGAGUUCGGUCUCCAUCCUUUGUCAGUGUAAGGUCUGUGCCGUAAACUACAUCGGAAAUUUUUGUGCAGACUCGUAACGGGUCUUCUUAGGCAGCAUAAAGUCAGCGUAACACGUGUCUGGACCUUUGUUUAGCACUCAUGUUUGGAAGUUGCCUGAGGAACACAAGUGGAAGUUCAAGGCUUGUUAAGGAUAAAAUGCCCUUUCAAAUAAUUGUACAACAUACAAUUGCAAUCCAAAAUGCAGGGCAAUAUACAGUAAAUAAAGUAUGCUGAAAUAUAUUAAUUGACAGUUCGCAUUUUAAUCAUCGGGCAUGUCAAUGCUGAUCUUAUACUUGUUAGCAUAGAGCAUCUUAACAUGGCCAAUUAUCUCAUCAGCGGGCAAGUUAGUGAAAUCACGCCUCAGGUUUUUAAGAAGUGCGAGAUCAUCAAAAGAAACGAGCGAUCUAAUCGAUUUUAAGUAGAACUCAGAGCAAAGGCUUGUAUUGCGAUUCUUGAACUUACAGACGUGGAAUGUAGAUAAUUUCACUAAACUUGGAUGACUGAAUAGACAGAAGAGUCGGACAUGAAUACCAGGGGAAGUGGCCUCCUGCGGUUUAUGCGUGCGGUCAUCUGAAAACUUCAUGAAGAUCAAAGUCUAGAAGGCAGCGUGAGCUGCAACGAAAAGGGGACUCUGCUGCGGUGGGGUUCGUUUUUUCGAAAGUCAGCUUGCCCUGAAACACGGAUAUGUUACCCAGGAAAUACCCAAAGCAGCUGAUUCUGUUUUGUCUCUGCGGCUUUGCGGCUUCUAACAUUUGAAUAUCAACGUCACUGAAAGAACCAGGGCUUGCCUGGUUAUCUUACUAGGAAAAUUCUUCACCCGAAAGUUGCAGUCUUCCACUCGACUGAAGAAAGUGUUGUGCAAGAUAAGACGUCGGAAACAGUAGCUGCUGCGGAAGAAGACCUACAUGCAGGGCCUGUUACACUGAUUAUUAAACUUCAUUCUAUGCCGUCUUAAUGUAUGCAAGGAUGUUGGUUAGAGGGCGAAGGGCUCUCGAGCACAACAUAAGGGUUUCCUCUGUCAGCCAGACUGAAAUUAUUGCAUUCACACUGUCAAUUAUUGAAAAUUUGGUGAGACACGAAAACAGGAACUCCCCGUCGCGUAGGUACCUAUUCUCAUAUCGUAAUCUUAACCUUAACACAAACUUUAGCCCAAACCUUGACCCGAACUCUUCAACCCUAACGUGAAUCCUAACUUCGACCAUGACAUUAACGCUAACCUUGACCCUAACUUAAUCUCCCUGGAAUGUAGUGCAUCACGGAGGAGUUCCUAUUUCUGUAUCCUACCGGAUGUUUUUCCUCAAAUCCCAGGCCCUAAAAUGGUCCUCACUGCAGUCUGCCAGUAAGUUUCAUCCUUUGGAUAAGGGAAGUCUUCAGUGCGUUACAACUACAAGCGGGAGAUAUGCAGACAGACUACAUAUCAGACGAGUAAAAAGUCUCCUCAUUUAUACCUGAACGCGUUGUUCGUCAUUACUACAACUAAAACCAACAGCAGUAAUUAUUUGACGCAGGGAAUCCGGUUAUUCGGCUUUUGUCUAUCCGACUGGCUGAGCGCGCUAAGUACCCUCACAAAAGGGGCUUAUGUGCUGACGAACUGUCGUCACAUCUACAUUGACCUUGUGGGGUCAAGUACACCAGGUAGGCUUUUUCGCCCUUGCUUUCUCAGAGAAGGACCAUUCGCACUUAGAACUCGUCAGCUUUAGGAUUUACUUCCAAGACGGCGGAUCUGAAUGAAAGAAAAACGCUACGAAACAAACCUUUCCACAGGUUCCUCGCUAACUUUGUGUGAACUGUCUGGGGCUGUUAUUUAUCAUUGUCAGCAGGAUGUCGUCGUGACCGAUGAUGUCCGCCGUGUGCCCUAUUGCAGGGUGAGAGUAGACACGGUCACUUGCGUUUGAAUUACUUUAUGGAAAUAGUAGGCUUGCGCAGCGUCUACCGCACACCCUCUUCCCCACGUCCCACCUGGACCCGGCGUCAAGACAGAGUUAAGAAGACGGAGGGCAGGAGAGGGCGCUGGCGGCUGGCACAGCAUGAACCCGCACCGAGGCGUACCACCACACCCCCUGGUCUACACUGAACACUUGACCAGGACUUGAACAACGACAACUACUAUGGGGAUUGGUCCGGAGCCCAUUUGGUGCAGCGUGAGCCUGCAACUGGGCCUGCCACCACACCCCCAAAUGUUGACAUUUGUUAUGGUUGCGCAGUUCCGAAAACGCCUGCUGGCCUCCGAUCUAGCUCCUGUGCCGGUCCAGGACCUCUGGUCCAGAACAACCACUUGACCAGGAUAUUAAACAACAAAAUGAACUGGGCAGAAGAGCAGGGAUGACUGGGCAACCAUGCACACGACGUGUAUACCCAGCGGGAGCGCAAGCCCACCUAUCGCUGUCGUCCAUUACCCUUUGACAAACCAAUAGACUUAGCGUCACCUCCGGUCGCAAUGGUUCACUAUGGCCAACGGCCCAAGUGAGUCAGUGGGAAGGUGAUAAUCAAGUCCACCACCAUUAUAAACAAAUUCAAAUGCAAAUCACUGUCCUGGCCCAUCACUCCGUAGGGCAUGCGGUGGACAACAUGGUUCGCGAUGGUUGAACUAUCGGCAUUUGAGGGUGCGCCUACGAACAAAUGGGCCAAUGGUGUGUCUGCAAGUUACAGGAUGACAGUUCGAGCAUCGAUUCCUACGAUGUUCACCGUGUGCUACACAGCAAGGUGCAGAAGGCACGGUGGCUUGCGGGUGAAUUAGUUUAUAAUGAUAGUAGACUUGCGCAGCGUCUACCGCACACUCUCUUCCUCACGCCUCACCUGGACCCGGAAUCAAGACAGAAUCAAGAGGAGAGGAGAUAGGGGAGGGCACAGUUGGCUGAUACGACCAGAACCCGCACCUAGGCGUGUCACCGCACCCCCUGGUCUACAACUUACAGUGACGAGGAUUUUACAAAACGAGUAAAGUAGGGGGCGGCACAGAUCCCAAUUUUCACGGUAUCCGCUUGCCACGAGGUCUGCCGACACAAACCCAACGUUGACAUUUGUUAUGGCUACACAUUUCCAAUAACGUCUGCUGGACUCCCCUUUAGCCCUGUUUUGGUCCAGCAAAUUUACCACAUUUUUCAUUUUAGGGCAUAGGAUUCUGUCAAAAGUAAUUAAAGGAUUUACUGCCAGAAUUCAGCAGAUUUAUUCUUUUACCAUCACAAAACUGUAUGAACUUCCCUAAACUGCUUCAUUUAAAUUUUAGUUUCUUGCAAAUACCUGGGAUCCGGUUCUUCCCGCUCCACCUCCCCCUCCACCACCGCAUUCGCCCUGGUCACCUCCGCAACACUAUUCAGAAGCCUUCCAACAGAAUGAGUUUUGGAAUAGGCCAGAAAACUACCAUCCGGAGUUCCACGAUACCUCCUUAUACGACAUGCAUGCCGGCCAGCGCACAGAUCAAACGGGUGUCUAUAAGGAAUAUCACGAGUUUCAGGUCACCGAUAACACCCCCAAGGAGCCGGAACACCACCGACACUAUCAGCAGCACCACCAUCACCAGCAACAGGAACAGCCGCAACACCACCACAACCACUACCACCAAAAUCACCAUAUGCAUCAUCAACAUUAUGAACAACAGCAGCAGCAGCAGCAGCAGCAUCAGGAGCAAAGACCGCAGCCACAACACGAACAACAACAACAACAGCAGCAGCAUCAACAACAACAGUACUCACAUUCCCAUGGACAAGGCGAAGGUGAUCAUUAUUGGGAGAAAGAGAACCGCCGCUGGCCGAAUUCUGAGCGCGCACAACCCAGCAGCGCGCUCGAGCAAAACACAGCGCCCCCGGUCCCGGAGGACGAAUCUCGGUGCAGACUUUGUCACCCGGACCCUCCAACGGACAGUCAACCGCAGGCGCCGGCCUCGAUGACAGAGGAGACAGUCGCCACGGUAGCACCAGAGGUGACAACCCCUCUUUACUACGCUCCACGAACCACUUGCUCUGAGUGCCUGCGGGAGAUGAAGUGGAGCCGACACUACAUAGACCCGAUCAACCGACACCUGAUGCCUGAAAUCCUUCCACUGUCGGCUCGGUCGGCCACCCGACUGAGGAUCCGUCCGCGCUCGCUCCCCCUGGGAUUGGCCAAGUUGCAGUACUUUCAGCCGACCUCCCCCGGCAUCAGCAGUACAGAGGGCCAGGUAUUGCAGGAGAAGAAGGUGGAACCUGAAAGGCUGGAAAGGUCGGAGCAUGCACCUCGUGUUAACUCCCGUCAGAAAGUGGCCCAUAGCAAGUUGCAUCAAGUUCAGAAACCGAGACCGCAAGAAAGUACUGGCAAAAAGCGAUCUUCCAGAACGGCUAAAUCGAAGCUCUCUGGUGAGGCCGUCGCGAAGGAGACGCCUUUUAUGCGUCUCAUUCUGGAAGACCCCUGUACAAAACGGAAUGGGAAACCUAGGCCACCGACCCUGAAAACUCUUCCAGACGUUAAGAAGCCAAUUGAGGCAGUCCAGCAAGAAGGUAUUGAGCCUCCAAUGUCGGUUCCUUCUGAUGCGACAGGCGCUGCUGGCGACAGGUCGUCUUUGGCUAAGAAAAAAGGUUUGCCAGUUGUCAGUUUAAUGAACAUAUCCUCCCCUGAAAAAAUAGCCGAAGAGGGGAAAUCGAGUACUGAGAGGACAGCAAGUCCAUUUUCCGGAAAAAUUCCCUCUCCUGUCCAAACAGCCAGACCGAUCAAAUUAACUUCCUCGAAAGGCGACACGAUGACCAUAUCCACUAGAGGCGAGACCAAGCAUACAGCCACUUUCCCGAAACUCGAUGUUACACAGGAAGCUAGUGGGCGGAAGAAAACAAGGACGAAUGAGGACACAAGACAACCAAUACCUGCGUCAUCACCAGGCCCCAUUUUUCCCCGACUGGACAGGGGAGAAAAGUCACCUGCAGCAGCUGUUGAAGCAGCCGGUCCAGAGGGUGACGGUUGGCGUGAAAAUGAGUCUUUGAUAAGUCCGGAGUCAGAUACUCAUGCAAAACGGGAAGCGCCAUCGGGUCGCAUCAAGAAAAGUAUUGGGUCCUUGAAUUCACAGGGGAUGAAGCCGAGCCGCAGCAUUCCGCAGAUGGUAAGUACGCAAUGUGCUGCUCUGUGUCAUAUGCAUAACUAUCAUCUGGUGGACUAGUGGUGGACAAUAAGAAUUCGAAAAAGAGACGAGUUUUUGUAAGAUGGCAGUUGAGCUAAGUUCACUUAACUGAAUCCGCCGUCAGCUUAAAAAAAUACUGUCAUAUCAUUUCUGUGGCCCACCGGUAGGACGCGGGAACAGGCAUCCCGUACUACAUCUGGUUGUGCGCUAAAUUUGAGAGUAACUAGGGUUAAUCUUAAGCUUAGUCUUAAAGUAAUGGUUCAGCCCGGGCAAGAAUUAGGGUCGCCUUUGUGUUUUGGACUGGCGUUUGGGUAAGAAAAAGAGAAUAGGCAUCAUAAGUUAAGAAGGAGAAGAAGACGAAGAAGAAGAAAAAGAAGAAGAAAAACUCGUGCAAGAGGCCAGCAACAGAACAAAACAUAGUUAAACGGUAUGUAAGCCAAUCAUCGACUGACUGCGCCGAUGCCAGAUCAAUAAAUCGAUUGACUGAGUCUCGUCCGAGACCCAGAAUUUAAUCAAUUCUCGGCUUGUUUGUUUCCGGCGUGGACGACUAUUUUGGUGGCUGCGACGUUAAGCUCAUGACCCGUUUCGUUGGUGCGGGCGGCCACUUGUGAUAGUGCGUCGUCUCGUCGGAGAGCCAGCUUAUGUUCCUGUAUGCGUGAUCCGAGCUUGCAUCCAGUCUGGCCUGGGUAGUUAUAAGGACAGUUUUGGCACGGGAUGCGACACACUACUCCAGAUUGCUCCUUAGACUUUAACCGGUCUUUGAUUUUCAUGAUCUUACUGCGCAUGGUGGCUUUGGGGUGGUGUGCAAUUCCAACACCUAGUUCCACAGCAAUGCGCUCGGUUGCUACUGUAAUGUGCUUGAUGUAUGACGGAAAAUACCAUAUGGCGGUCCUCUGGACGCGAUCGCGACUUAUGAAUGACUUCGGAUAGCCAUUUAGCAUAAACUGGUCGCGGAGAUAGCGGGCCUCACAUGCUCGUUCCUACGGUUUGCUGCAAUAAGUUUGGAUCUGUUUGAAGAGCGCCUUCACACUGCUUCGUUUGUGUGCCACCGGAUGGUUACUGUGAAAACUGAGAAGCUGUGUGAUGUUCGUUGCCUUCCUAAAAACCAUCGUUUGAAAUUCAUCGUUAAGGUUCCGUCUGUCGUGAACAUCCAGGAAAGACAACUGCUGUUCCUGUUCUUCUUCCUUCGUGAAUUGUAUAUCAGGGAAGACUGCGUUGAGUAGGUUAUGGACGUGUUGUAACAUGUCCUUCUUUACGAUAACAAACGUGUCGUCUACGUAACGACGCCAAACUACUGGCUCAUGUCGGAUGAAGGCAAUCUUUUCUAACUCCUGUAGGACCAGCUCUGCUACCAAUCCGGAGACCAAUGAGCCCUUUGGAAUUCCCUAGAUUUGUUCAUAGCUUUCUCCAGCAAAAGUAGAGAAAGUUUGCUGGCAGAAUUUAAACAACCGUAUGAGGUGUUCAAUUUCGAGAGCAUUCUGAGUCUCGUCGUGCGCCUCCUCAAGUCUCUUGCGCAAGACUUCGCGGACCAAGUUUGGUAGGAUGGGUGUUCCGGUGCUCGACCAUCCUUCUUCAUUUAUAUAUACACCUGGAACUCGAACCUUCGUCUUCAAUAGGAACCAUUUCUGGAAUUUAGCAAAAGACCACCUGCAGUACCGGGGUGAGGUGUUCCUACUCCCGUGUCCUGUAUGGGGAGGGAGGAGUAGCAUGUAAAUGAUUCUGACCGAAAAUAACUUUUAAAAAAUACUGACUUUGUUAAGUAAUUUCUUUGCCAAGGUAAUAACUUAGAAAGCGUCAGAGAAAUUUGGGAAAUCUACCACCAGCGGUUAUAUACAUUUUUUGGUAGGACAACGGAGUCCGGACCCAGUGUACUGCAGGUGGUCUUGCGCUAAAUUCCCGGGCAGUAUAGCUAGGCAGUAUGUUUUUACCGACAAAGACGAGGGAGACUGGAAUGGGCACUUUCGGCUUAUCAGCCGUCACCAGUCAGUCAUACCCAGCCCCGAAGUGUGGAACACCCGAGGCUCAAAUUCGUGACCUGUUAGUUAGAAAUGCAGACUUCUAACCACACGGGUGUUCCACACUUCGGUGUUGGGUAUGACUGGCUGAUGAUGACUAAAAAGCCAGAAAUGGCCAUUCCAGUCUCCCUCGUCUUUGUCAGUAAUGCCAUGCUGUCUAUAUCAUGCGCCGCUGUGCGGCUGCUGGUUGGGCUCGAGAGAGAGCCCGUAAGACACAACGGAACGAGUGAGUUAGGUAAGAACGAUAGUUGAACGUCCCCUACCAUUGUAUAUAUUCCCGAUCGAAACCGACAGGGCAACGGGCUCGUGAUCCAGUGGUUAGAGGUGUGGACAUUUAACUAACAGGUCGCGAGUUCGAAUCUCGGAUGUUGCACACUUCGGCGUUGGGUAUGACUGGCUGACGACGGCUUAUAAGCCAGAAGUGGCCAUCCCAGUCUCCCUUGUCUUUGUCGGUAAUAACAUACUGCCUACAUCAUGCGCCACUGUGCGGCUGCUGGUUGGGCUCGAGAGAGAGUCCAUAAGGCACAACGGAACGAGUGAGUUUCGUAAGAACGAUCGUUCAGCGACCCUACCAUUAUAGUUAGGAUUAGGGUUCGAAACAGGGUUAUGCGUAUAGUUAGGCUUAUGGUUAGGGUAAGAACGCGGAAAUAGGUACCUCUCUGAAACUUAGUCGCAGACCAGCUGAAAUAGUGCGCAAAAAAGCACUUAUUUCCGUGUGCAUUCCUUUUUUUUCUCUUGGCCACCUCCUGAGAGAAAUUACGGAUUCGAGUUUAUUUUUCCUACCAACUUACGCAAAGUCCUUAAUGGAGGACGCAAAUAAGAAUAAGGCGAAACAACGGAAAUAGAGAAAUAAGACAAGACGCCAGAACCCUAUCAUAAACCCCUAUUGGGACUGUGGUUAACUACCGUCUGCUCGAGUGAGUUUAGUUUCACAUAACUCGGAAGACUACCCACGCAUAUAUAAACAGGACCCCAGUAAUAACAUAAGCCAAAUACGGGAACCAGUGUUACGGUCGCUGCCAGUUACUGGCAGACGUUAGUCGUUACCCAUUAUCACUUUCCACUAUCGCGUUACUGAGUGCAGGAGGCCAAUUAUGCAACGCUGAGAAUCUGUGAGAAAUCUUAUGAGUGCGUUGUCUGCGUCCUAUUUUGAUACUGAUAAUCUAUGAAGCGUUUUGCGCCUUGACAAAUUCCCCGUCUAUAAAUUUCCAGGGCAUUCAAUGAAACAAUAGGCGUUCUUUAUUACUUGAAUAGACGAAUGCUAUUCAUCUUUGCGGCUUUUACAAAUUAGACAAAACGAGUACCGUUCUCCUCCAAAACCUUGCAUUACAAAGGAAUUGUGAACUGAGACCGCCAAAUGCCCUUGAGGCAGAUAGGUACGUUUUCGUAAGCACGGACUUUAAACAUUUCACGGCUUCUAAAAUCUUCUCUCCUGCACUUCCUCGUAGAAUCGAGAGGAGACAGCACACCUCUGCGAACGACACAGACCACGACCACCACCGCCGGAAUGGAAAAUGUACGCGUGGGAGAGGGGUGAAAUCGACUACAUGGGGGCGGACAGGUUCUCUAACAUCCUCGCCCGAAUUCGUUCCACCAUACAGGCAGUCGAUGUUGACAAUCUGCCCAUCGGAACUUGGCUUUGA